Messenger RNA from Xyrichtys novacula (pearly razorfish), 50564 nucleotides. The record is from the annotation of a GenBank genome assembly. NCBI's taxonomy places the organism in Eukaryota, Metazoa, Chordata, Actinopteri, Labriformes, Labridae.
GGUCUACGGAUGGAAGAGGGAGGAGGAGCAUCACAACGCCGCCUGAAGGACGCAGAGCUGCAGCUCGGAACCGGGUUCAGAACCUAAAUCCAGUCGGUACCGGUACAGGGUGGAGAUGUAACACCCCGGAUGUGAAGAAACAUCGUCCUGUAGCUUUACGUCGAGUGUUUGGAACCGUCAUAGCUCCAUGUACAGACGCUGCUGCGUAUUUAAAUAUGAUGUAGCCGAUACGCACUGGCUUGACUGGCGGUAAAGAGAGGUCGCUGACGGACUGUGCGUAAUGCUGAGUGGACAGCAGCCUUUCUCGCUGUGUUUUCCAGCCUAGACGGGCUACUGAGCAGAGAUUCUCACUUCUCCUGCAGUGCAGCUCGUCAUUAUAACCAGAUGCUCUCCGCAGGACAGGACCCGUUCAGUUUCGUGCCGUCCAACCCGACCGGAGCCUGAGCCGAAGGAUGCAGGUUAAAAACCAGAUCUGCACCGAGAGGAGCAGCACCACCGACGACCCGGAGCAGGAUGAUAACCAGAAGAAGACCUCGUGUUUCUCCAACAUUAAGAUCUUCCUGGUGUCGGAAUGUGCGCUCAUGCUGGCACAGGGCACCGUGGGAGCGUAUCUGGUGAGUUUGCACAGAGGGACACAGAGCUGGUCUGGGGGAUCAGUGUGUCUCAGUUUAUCUCAGGUAACAUCGGGUUAACGCAGCGCCCUUCAAACCGGCUCCGGCAGACAGACAGUGAGUAACGACGCGCUGCUUCAGCUGAUGCGGUUAAUAAGCACAUUAUUCUGCUCACAUUAGAAUAAUCACAUCCUCCAGCAGCCAUGGGACGCGCUGCUUUCUCUGAUUGAUGACUUGCUGCGUAUUAUCCAUCAGGCCUAUGCACCAUCUGCAUGACACAAAGCGCGUCACGGCGGCCGUCGGCUCCACGUUGUUGUUGGAGAAUUUGAUAUGCGCACACGGAGGGUCUGCUGGGGAGCAGGUUACGAAACGCUGGUCCGGGGCUCCAUCCAGCACGCCGGCUCUGCUACAUAAUGCAGGAGGCCUUUGACACCGGAGGAUGCGGGCCUAUGAAUGACGUGAUCAUCACAAAAUAUGGCCCAUACAGUCCUUUUGGACGAGCUUUAUUUUCAACUGCAUGUCAGGUAUUGAUUACCAUGAGGUUUGAGUCAACAAAGAUAGGAUCGUUGCGGUGAAUGAAAAGAUGACUAGAAAGAUUUAAGAGCUGAAAGACAACAGAAAGGUUUAAUUGAAAGACGUUUCAGGCACAACCAGAGAUGCAGAGGUGAAUCUGAAGCAUCUGGGGUAACCAGGGGUGGAAAGAGCAGGCCUCCUAAAAUAAUCCUGCUAAAGUAAAAGUAAUGAAAUAUUUCUACAGCAGAGGUAAUACUUCUGCUGUCUACCUUAGUACUCUGUUAAUCUCCUGUAGUAAAACAUUUACUUUUGUUUGAAGUGCAAAAACAGUUUUGAAUAUAGUUUAUAAUGACUGACAAAGAGGUAGGUCGGUGUCAGACUAGUUGAUCAACAGCAUGUUGAACAAAAAUCUCUUUUUACCUUUAACCAAGUGAUAAACUGAUAAACUUUACCAAGAAGCCCCCCCUCAACGGUCUUGCUAAAUAUCACCUCAUUCACAUUGAGCCCCAAAUAAAAAAAUAAAAAAUAAAAGUCCACACAGGAGCAUUAAAGUACUAAAUUCUCUCUGUGCAACAUGUGUGGGGAAUCUGUGGUUUGUUACGGUUUCCUUGGUAUCUGUGUCUCUGUUUGAAUAAGGCUUUGUUUUAUUUAUUGGUAUUAUUGUGGCAGUAAUGAUACAUAAACAGCACUUGAGUCCAGGGCAAAAUUUCAGAGGGGACAAUAAAACGUAUCCUAUCAUAUUGUAAACCAUAUCAUCCUAUUGCAUAAUACCAUCAAAUCAAAUCAAAUAGUAUUGUGUUGUAUUGAAUUGUAUUGUAUUGUAAACCUCAGUAACUAAUGCUGCACAAAAUGUAGCAAAGUGCUUAAAAAAGUGGGAGUAAAAGGAAAAAGUUUUUUAAAACCACUCAAACAAGCACAAGUUCACACAGAAACAAAUUAUUGUGUGUGUUCUGAUUAACCAAUCUGAACAGGUUAUUGAUUGGUGAACAUGUUGUAUUAAAUAGUUAGCUGACCAGUUUUACAUGAUCUGGUUGAGGUUGUACUGUGUUAUUUCUGUAUGCAUGUUAGAGCAUUAUCAUCUGUGCCUGGUCAGGUAGUACUCAGUAGCUCUCAGGCUGAUUGAUAACAGAUAGACAUUCUCUGUCUCAGAAAUCAAGUUAUGUGGACUCAGUAUAAUGAACAGAGAACUUAAAAGUCUGCCAGUUUGUUAGCUUUUCAGAAAAAGUGAUGUACAUAGGCUGCAAAACUAAUAUCACCCGAUGAGACCUCAUGAUGAAACCUCUGCUGUGAUGUUUAAAUUUGCAAGAAGCAGAAAGACCAGGCCUUAAUGUUAAAUCUCAUCACACACAUGUUGACAAAUGAUGACAUAUUUCUCAGUUUUGUUGCUGUAGUGUGUGCAGUGUGCAAAGGGGGAUUGAACACCGCACCAGGACCCUGACUGUCACUGCUGGAAAUCUCAUCUACUCUUAAGGUCAAAUGUGACUUCAGAGUGAACAACCAUGGCGUACUACAUGAGCUAACCAAUGCUAGCUGAUGUUUGUCAAAAGAUGAGACGAUGAAGAGCUGAAAAUAUCACUUAUAUCAAAAACAGAGACAAAUACAGGUUUUCAUGAUUAUGAUGAUGACAUGAAGAAAUUGUCUUGGCUUGAAUGAAGGACAUUUAAAUUCAUCAUAUUUUCCCCACUGAGGAUCUGAACCAUCCACUGAAAUACGAACAGCAUAUUCCUCUAACAGGCUGAGUUAGUUUACGGGCAAAACCCACAGGAUCUGGAAUGGCUCCACUCCGCUCCGGCAUGGUAUGCAUCUAAUACGCAAGCAUUAUAAUCAAUGUGUGUGAUUCCACACAAUCCAUGGGUGUUUAUAUACACCGCCGUUUAUACACACAGAUUGGCAGAUCUCAUUCUAUGACUCCCGGGGAAACACGCAAGAUCUCGUCCAGUCUCAUGAGAAAUAUCGGCAAUCUUGUGAGCGCUUCUCCUCCGAUGGUGGGCACUGUAUGCCUGUGCAUCUGAUCUGCCUGCCGGUCCGGAGCGGAGCCGUUCCGGAUCCAGUGGGAAUCCCGGAUUAGGGGUGCAGGGUUCAUUCUGGCACUUGUCUGCAUUAAGUGCUAUCUGCGUCCAUGCUACUUUCUCAUUUUUAAAAACUUUUCCAGCUGUGUGUUGACAAAGAUGCAACCAGCAUCUCAGGGUAACGUCGUUGUAAUGCUUGAUGUUUUUUCAGCUCUGACCAUUGACAGCUCCAUCCUUUACAGUAGCAGCCUCUCUUUGACCCAUCAUUUCAGUUGUGGUAUGUCUUACUGAACACACUGUGUAAAUAUUUUUGUUGUUGCCAUGUGACAUCAUGUAGGUUUUAUUUUUUUGAGGUCCAUCCAGGUUUAUGUUUUGUGUUUACUAACUUAACCAUGGCUGGAUUUGCUGUGCUGCUUUCACCAGUCAGCUUGAUUCCCACCUAGCUAUCAUUUUGUUCCUGGUGACAAUGGACAGAGUGAGCGCUUAGUCGUCCUUGGGAUUCUCUCUAUACCUUUUGGAUUUCUGAUCAUCAGUAUCAGUAUUGGGUUUAGUGUUCAUGAUAUAGAGUUGGUGUGGCUCAGAUUGUCUUAGGGGGCUUUCACACCAAGGUAGCUUUGGUGUUUAGUCUGAACCUUGGUCGAGACCAAACAGCUGGACCUUGGUCCGACCAAAAGAGGUGGUCUCAGUCUGCACCAAACUGAACCAUGGUCUGGUUCAUAUCCAGUGUGAAAGCAUUAUUUUUGAAAGGUCCUGACCUUUGCACCAAAGACAGGAAAUGAUGCGAAAAGUAGAAAUAUCUUUUCCAGAGUUUUAUUACACAUACUUUGAUUUGGAGCCAGUGUUGCAAUGACUCGAAGGAUUGUAUACUUUCUUCUCCUUUCCCGUUGAUGUCGAUAAAGUUGUCGGCUGAUGAUCAAAUUCAUGAGACUUCCUUGGACCAGCCUCAUAUACAGCUCCUCAAGUUGUAGCUGUUGAAGGUAGAAAAUCAAAAAUAGUACAAUGGUGGGAAUGACAAUUUCAUCCAUGUUUUCUCCAUUCAAGACCUGCGCUUUUCAACAUGUUGACAUCAGACGCCUGCUGAUCUAAUGGCCAAUCAGUGUAAACUACAGAGACACGCAAAGCAUGUUGUUGAUGACGAUAUCAUGUAGGUUCGUCAUGCAAAGUUUCUUAGUCUGACCUAGGUCCAGACUUUCAGGUGUGAAAACACCUUUAUAUGCUGACCAGAGGGGGAGAAAAAAAAACUCUUAACACACCUCAUACCACAGGUUGACAAUCUUAAGACCUAUCUGCAGUUAGGUUAGUUUGUAAGGGAGGAAUUGGGCCAAAACCUGCAUGAUUAUGUUAUACUGUGUUAGAGAGAUGCAGUAAUAUGAGUAAAUUACAUGAGUUACCUUUUACGACUGGUGCCAACACAAAGAAAACCUUCAAACACUGAAUGUAUGAUUUUGAUAGAUUUCAAAGCCAUCAAUGAGCUGCUGAUUUAAUUUUGAGGGUCAUGUCUGUGGGGGGGCUAUGAAACUUGUUUCCUCUGCAGAUGUAAAUCUAUCUGAAGGUAAAUGACACCACCUAAAUCGGACACAUGAUUCACCUGAUGCUAUAAAUAACUGCACAUGAUGGCUCCAUUUGACUCCCCAUGAGAGACACUCAGUUGACAAAGUACCUAUCUGAGUUGACAGGAGUUUGAUUAACAGGCAAGGUCAAAGGUCGGUGAGUUGACAUUAUUGAAUCAAGUCAUUGCUCACAGUUUGAGAUCAGAAAUACAAGACAAAUCCUUGAAUUUUGUGAAGAAAUCAACCAUGUAACAUCCUCAUCAUCCAGAGAUACCAUCCUCUGUCUCAUUUUCCUGUGGCGGGGUCAUAAAAGAGGCCUUGCUAGGACUUGUCAGUGGCUCGCUGAGGACUGCAGUUUGACGAAAACCACGCCUAGGUUGGUUUUAAUGUGUUUUGCGCCAGUCACAAAUUUAAAGAGCAUUAGCGUUUACCUUGAAGACUGCAGUGAAACCUCCUGCUUAAAAACAGCUUCACAAACCAAAAGUGCACCUUUGGCAAAUCCUGCAGCAGACAGAAGCUGAGCAGGAGCUCCGCCUGUCCUCUGCUGUGUGAAAUAUUGUCCGUUUCAUCAUCUCUUAUCCUCUGUAAACUCAGAUCACACCCUGUCUUUUUUUUACUCUCUCUUCUCAGCAGCACAUUAUUUCUUUUGCUAGUAAAAUACAGUAAAUCUCCAGAUACCAUACAGACUGAUCAUCAGCUUUUGAGGGGGGAGCAGCCUGCCAUGACUUUGCCGAUAUUCAUCAAACUGAACUUAUGUUAAACCUUUUGAAAUAAUCUAAUUGUCAGGCUGUAGUGUCUUUUAUCCAUCACUUGCACAGUGUGUGCUGUGCUGGUUGGUGACAGAACUAGGUUAGUGUCUCACUGUUGAAAUAAUAGACCCGUGACAGCCAUCAUCCUUUUUUAGAAGUGAAUAACACAGUGUUCACCCUUUUCGGAAGUCUGGGAGGGGAUGGGGUUGGGGGUGGAGCGCUGGCAGUCUUCUGGCUGUUUGGGUUUCUACAAAAACCUCUGAUUGUGUUUUAGUGGAGAUAGGCCUGAGAUGGUGGGGAUAGUUAUUCUCUUUCAAAUGUAAAGGAAGUCAUAUUAUUGAUCAAAACUGGGUUUUUAUUACCACCCAUAAUCUUAGUUUUUAGGAUAAAACAGUCUCAACUCGACUCCAUAUUCAUUAAAAAGGGUUUAGGUGGUUAUCAAGAGUAUGUCAGCCAGCUGAUUAGCAGAUUAAUGGAUUAGAUGAAACAUAAAACUCUGUGUAAUGAAUAUAUUUAUAUGUACACUACAGGCCAAAAGUUUGGAAGCAAGAUCAGAUUUGUAAAAAAAAGACCAUAGUUUCAUAUAUAUAAUUUGCAACACAAUAAACAUGACUAUUGUGUUAAGAGUAACUCAUCAGAACACAUUUUGGCUCUAAUUAUUAGGUAUUUGAGUUAUUGUUGCUUAGACUUUGCUUUCUUUAAAGUAACCUCCUCUGGCUUUAACAACAACUUGGCAUAUACCAGGCAUUCGUUCCACAAGUUUUUUAAGGUAUGUUCCAGGGAUUGCAAUCCAAGCUUUCUUAAGUUCAUUAAAAAGAGACUGCUGAUUCGUGGGACGCAUUUUUCUGACUGAUCGAUCCAAUUCAUCCCGCACAAGCUCAAUUAAGAAAGGUCUGGAGACUGAGGAGGCCAAACCAUCUUUUGAAGAACACCUUCCUCUUCUUUUUUGUCUAGGUAACCCUGACAGAGCUUGGCAGAGUGCUUAGGGUCAUUGUCUUGCUGCAAAUCAAACCUAUGAGCCACAAGUCUGAGUCCAGAUGGAGCAGCAUGGUGCUGGAGGAUGGAGUGGUACUGUCCCUUCUACAUGAUACCCUUUAAUUCAAACAAAUCUCCUACUCCAUCACCUGCAAAACAUCCCCAUACCAUGGAACUACCACCUCCAUGCUGAAUUGUGGGUGUAACACAUGAUGCUUUCAGACGUUCACCAGUUUGACUGCGGACAUAGACUCUGCAUUUUGAACCAAACAGUGCAAACUUGUUAAUAGUCAUCAUAAGUCCAAUUUUUGUGAGCUUUUGCCCACUCAUAUCUCUUUUUCUUGUUCUGUGGACGAAGUAGUGUUUUUUUGCAGAUACACAACCCUUCAGACCAGCCGUUCUCAAACAUCUUUUCACAGUUGUCAGAGAUAUGGGUUUCGACAUUGUCAUGUUGAUUUCCUCCCUUAUUUUUGGUGCUGUCUUUUGCCGAUCUCUCUUACUGGUGACAAUGCUACGUUUAUCCUCUGCUUUUGUCAUAACUCUCUUUCGUCCAGGUCUUCUUCUAUCAUCAUAACUUCCAGGUUCCUCUAGUCUCUUCAGAGUGUAGUGGACUCCUUUGUUAAACACCUUUAGGCGUUUUGCAAUUUCUCUUUCUGUGUAUCCAUCUUUCCUCAAUGUACAAAUCUGUACUUUUGUUUUUUUACUCAGUUGCUUCUUUCUAGCCAUUUUUGCGGUAGUUUGAACGCAGUUGAGAUUUAUUAGGAUUUUUGUAUGCAGACUCUCAAAAGCCAAAAAGUUGAAGUGAAUAAUCCAACUGUGAUUUGUUUUUUUGCUUUUGCACUGAAGUUGUGACUCUUGCAAAUGUUUUCAACCCUAAAACUAAGCCCUUAUUAUCUUUUGCUGGCAUAUAUUUAGCAAUGGUCUGUUAACAUCAAUGUAUAUCUAAAGGUAAAUGGAGUAAAAUGGUGCAUUUCCAUGAAAGCAACAUCUGAUCAUGGAGUAAAUACAUCCCAAAAUACAGAAAACUCGUGCUGGAUCAAAAGAAAAAAGAAAAGAAACAAAAACUCGGAGUUACUCCCAACUGUUUGGCCUGUAAUGGCCUUGCUUCUAAACUUUUGGCCUGUAGUGUAUAUAUAUAUAUAUAUAUAUUUAUAUUUUCUUUGUUAAAAAAAAAACUCAGGAUGUGAUUCUAAAUUCUGCUUGGUUCCAGCUAGAAAUAUGUGCAUAUGUAUAACCAAGUAAUGUUCAAAAGUCACUGCUGUGCCUGUCACAAUAAAAGCUUUUCACUGCACAUGAUGAAGAGCAGUCAUUGUAAUAUUAUUCUGAUUUUUUAAGACAACAAAAAAGCAAAUGUUUUUGGUCAAAAUUAGGAAAGGCAAGACAAUAGUGGAGCAACUAACAGAUUCACAAUUGUUUCCACUAAAUGCCAUUUACUUUAUGUAAGUACUAGCUUCAGGUAACAACUAUCAUUAAUUACAAUCAAAUGAAUAAAGACAAACAAAUUUAUUACUUGAUUUUUUUAAUAUCUUUUUUCUUUAUUUUUAGCCGUAGUUUUGUGCUGAUUUUUUGGUGUGUUUUUUUUCUUUUGCCUUUAAAAACUGGAGAGAGUUGGGAAAUAUGGGGAGUAGUGAGCAGGGAAUACACACAGCAAAGGCUUCAGGCUGGAAAUCUAAAAAACCACUGCUGUGACCAAGACUGCAGCCUCUAAACAUGUGGUGCUUCAAACCGUGAGGCUACUACCACUACUACAUUUAUAAUACCACUACUACAUUUAUUAUACCACUAUGAUCCAUUAGCUACAUUAGUUGCAUAUGCUUGUUUGCAGUAUUUCACUGUUUCUUUUUUUAAGAAAAGACUUUUAUUGCCAGUCAUGGUAUAAUAUUGCAGCCCUGGUAAUUACCCUAACUGGUCAGUAUGUGAACUACUCGCCUGUAGAACAUACACUCACCGGCCACUUUAUUAGGUACACCUGUCCAACUGCUCGUUAACACUUAAUUUCUAAUCAGCCAAUCACAUGGCGGCAACUUAGUGCAUUUAGGCAUGUAGACAUGGUCAAGACAAUCUCCUGAAGUUCAAACCGAGCAUCAGUAUGGGGAAGAAAGGUGAUUUGAGUGACUUUGAACGUGGCAUGGUUGUUGGUGCCAGAAGGGCUGGUCUGAGUAUUUCAGAAACUGCUGAUCUACUGGGAUUUUCAUGCACAACCAUCUCUAGGGUUUACAGAGAAUGGUCCGAAAAAGAAAAAAUAUCCAGUGAGCGGCAGUUCUGUGGGCGGAAAUGCCUUGUUGAUGCCAGAGGUCAGAGGAGAAUGGCCAGACUGGUUCGAGCUGAUAGAAAGGCAACAGUGACUCAAAUAACCACCCGUUACAACCAAAGGUAGGCAGAAGAGCAUCUCUGAACGCACAGUACGUCGAACUUUGAGGCAGAUGGGCUACAGCAGCAGAAGACCACGCCGGGUGCCACUCCUUUCAGCUAAGAACAGGAAACUGAGGCUACAAUUUGCACAAGCUCAUCGAAAUUGGACAAUAGAAGAUUGGAAAAACGUUGCCUGGUCUGAAGAGUCUCGAUUUCUGCUGCGACAUUCGGAUGGUAGGGUCAGAAUUUGGCGUCAACAACAUGAAAGCAUGGAUCCAUCCUGCCUUGUAUCAACGGUUCAGGCUGGUGGUGGUGGUGUCAUGGUGUGGGGAAUAUUUUCUUGGCACUCUUUGGGCCCCUUGGUACCAAUUGAGCAUCGUUGCAACGCCACAGCCUACCUGAGUAUUGUUGCUGACCAUGUCCAUCCCUUUAUGACCACAAUGUACCCAACUUCUGAUGGCUACUUUCAGCAGGAGAAUGCGCCAUGUCAUAAAGCUGGAAUCAUCUCAGACUGGUUUCUUGAACAUGACAAUGAGUUCACUGUACUCAAAUGGCCUCCACAGUCACCAGAUCUCAAUCCAAUAGAGCAUCUUUGGGAUGUGGUGGAACGGGAGAUUCGCAUCAUGGAUGUGCAGCCGACAAAUCUGCGGCAACUGUGUGAUGCCAUCAUGUCAAUAUGGACCAAGCUCUCUGAGGAAUGCUUCCAGCACCUUGUUGAAUCUAUGCCACGAAGAAUUGAGGCAGUUCUGAAGGCAAAAGGGGGUCCAACCCGUUACUAGCAUGGUGUACCUAAUAAAGUGGCCGGUGAGUGUAUAUAUAUGUAUAUUUUUUCAAAUUUGGGUCAGUCCACUGUUCGUAACCAGGGCUCUAGCUAUAGUUAACGACCAUUGCAAUGGAGCUAUAAUGCACUAAAACAUGGGGUAAAACAAACACAGACAGCAGAUGGCACUUUGGAGCAUAGCAUGGAUUAUAAGUAUUACAUUAAAAAGGUUGAGACACGUUGUAUGAAGGUUGAGUCUGGUUAAGGACGAUGUGUAACCAGCACAGCAUUGGGAUGUUAUCCUUUAAGUAGAACUGAAGGCAGAUGUUGCUAACAGCAUUGUAGGGCUGCACGAUUUUUUGGCCCAAAAAUAAGAUCCUGAUUUUUUUCUCUGCAAACUUGAUUUUCAAUUUCAAUUGUUUAUUCAGUUACAACUUCACCAAACUUCACUUUAAAAAUAAAAUGUUUUUCUGUCAUCUCUCAAAACAAAACUACUGAAAACGAUGUUAGUGCAUAUGCCAAGUCAGUAAGUGGCACUGUAAUGCUGUCGAGGAAAUGCACAAAAGACAGAAGAACAGAGCAGAGCAUGCGUAUAAAGGAUGUUUUGGCCGGACACGUGCUGGCACCAUAAAAGAGUUACACUGUGUGUGACACAAUCGUUUCAAGAGAUGCAGAUAGACAUCCACACAGAGAUGAAAUGGUAGUCUUUUAUGAUUCAUGGACUCUCUAACCCAUUUUCAAAAAGUAGAGUUUACAGUCACCUGAAAUGCCGUUUUCAUGUGGAUGAAAUGCCGAUACAAUGAAAAACGUAAGUGUUUACUCCUGAAUUUGUUUCUGUGUGGACUGGUUGAUACCGCUUUCAGACAGACUUUGCAGCGGGACGUGGUUUGCUCUUCAUCCGAAACUGCGAAGCCAAAUUAAUUCCACACGACUGACUUGUUGGAAGGGGGAGCCUAUAAUGCCGAGACAUGAUAGAGAGGAAAAUCGAUUUGACAAUUUAAGUUUUUUUUGUUUGUUUUUUUUUAAAAUCAAAUAAUCCAAUUGUGAUAUAAAAUCGAUUUAUCAUGCAGCCCUACAACAUUGUUUAUCCACAGACUUUGUGAACUAGUAUUUAGUUGUGGUGGGGACAUUGUGCUGAAAAUUUGACUACUCUCUGUGUUUUUUCUUACCUCUAGACCAGUCAGCGAGGUGGACCUAAAAUUUCUUUUUAACCAACUAGAAAAUCUGUGGCUUCAGACACAUUCCAGCUGAUACAUUGGAGUUGAUUUACAACAUGUCGACCAGACUGCAUGUUACUGAGUAUGAGCAAGAAAUAUUUAUUACAAAUUUAUUAUUGACGUUUUUUUCCUCUCAUUUUGAAAAUUAAUUACUUUUGAUUUGUGCCUCAUGGGGAAAUUAAGUACUGGCACACCUUGAUAGUAUAUUAUUAAAAUGAGCUAAUUUCAUUGAUCUAUUUGCAUCAUAUCAUUCUUCAGACUGGAUCAUCAUGGAAAGGAGAGAUGCAGAGGCCUUAAUGUGAUUUCUUUUUUUUGCAUAGUCAUAGUUAGGUUCUCCAUUUUAUCUGCAUAUCUCUCCUUAAAGUCCUAGGCCUCACACUGCACCGUUUCCUUUGAUGAAUCAUUAAUAAAAGUUUAAAAUAACUCCUGGCUGUCCUUUUAUCUGAACUCCUGGAGAUGAUGGAGCACAGGUUUGAUGCAAGCAGCCAUUUUUCACCCACACACACCCUUAACGCAGCUGUUACGGCAUGUUUGUGUCCCAUUUAUAAUGAGAACAGCUGUGUGAGGUUUCUAGCCUAAAGCCGCACACAUGCAUACUUCCCUUUUCCCCAGACUGGCAUCAGGAUCGCCUUAGGCUUGUUUUGGAGGAGGAGGAGGAGGAAGAGGAAGCAGCUCGGCCUGCAGUGCUGCUUGGCUACUAUGUGACAUCAACAGGUUGCUGUUGUUGCUUGGAGGGGCAGAUGGCUGCUCAUACCUGCAUUUUAUGAAUAACAGCAGCUAUGAUCAAUAACAGCACGCUGGCCUCAGUUCAUAUUUAACCCUGCCAUCUAAGUGGACCAGAAAAUACAGCCCUGGCUUCAAAUUGUUGGGAUGCUGUGUGAGAUGUUGACUUUAUUGUUUAGUGAAAAAAAUGCUUAUUUUAGAUAUGAUGCUUUAAAAAAGGUUGGGCAGGUAACAUAAACAACUAUUCUGCAGCACAUCUUUUUUUAAACAACACUCUGUAAAGAUUUGGGAACUGAGGCGGCUGGUGUCUGUGGUUUUAGAGGUGAAAUCUCCCAUUCUUGCCUCAUACAGGAUCCCAGCUGCUCAACAGCUAAGGGUCAACUUUUUCACAUUUUACUUUAAAGAUGUGCUUCAUGUUUUGAAUAAGUAACACGUUAGGACUCAAGGAGGGCCACUCUUGCCACUGAAGUCUGGUGGUCCAUGAAAAGAAGUUGAUGAUUUCCAAAAGGACUGUGAAUUUCAGUUUUUUGGUCCGUCUUAAAUGGACUCAGACCCAGAGAAGUUUGUUGAUCAUGUCUAAAUAUGGUUUCCUCUUUGAAUUGUACAUAUUUUAUUUGAAUUUGAGGACACACUGUGUCCAGUAGUGUUUGAGGUGGUUUUUGGUCCGUGCAUUGAUUUCCACUAUGGAGUCAUGUCUGCUCUGAUGCGUUGUUGCCUGAUGGUCCCGAGGAUCAGGGCCAUCCAGUAUUGGUUUUUGGGUCGGUUCCUUUUUGUACAGAGAUUUCUCCAGAUUCUCUGAAGGUUUUUAUCAUAUAGAUACCAUGGUUGAGCAAAUCUACAGAAUUGUUUGCAGUUGAACAUUGAAGAGCAUCCCUCUGGAACUGUUGAACUAUUUGCUCACACAGUUUCUCACAGACCGGUGAACUUCUCUUUAUGUCUACUUCUAAUAGACUUAGCCUCUCUGCAGUGCCCUAUAAUACCAAGUCAUGUUACUCACCAGUUGCAUAUCAACCUCAUUAGUUUGGAGAUGUUCCUCUAGCUGUUUCUAGCACUUACCUUUUUGAAACAUUUUGUGGCAUCAAACUUAAAAUGGGCUCAGAUUUGUCAUAAAGUAUCACUUUCCUCGUUUUAUUUUAUCUGUAAACGUGACCAUUUGAUUUUUUUUCUGCUCUUGUGCAGUUUUUAGUUAAACAGAGGGUCUAAGUGUCUCCCAAACUAUUAAAAACCGGCUACGAUGAUCUGCGAAAUAUAAUUUCGACACUUAAAGGCAAUGUGAGGAGUAUUGAACUGUUGUUUUAGACGGUGUCACUCUUGUACUGAUGUCUUUUUAGGGCCCAAAUAGAAAAUGGUAAACCAUGAGAAGACUGGUCAUUUUCUUAUACUAAAUUUGAGCUCUUGUAAUUGCAUCAGUUUUUCCACACACACACAUAUACACACACACACACACACACACACAUACACGCACACACACACACACACACACACACACACACACACACACACACACACAUACACGCACACACACACACACACACACACACACAAAGACUCUGGAUGAUAUUCAGUGUUGAUCCCUGUAGAGGUUUUGUUUUGAACUUUGCUUGUAAAGUUUGGCAGUGAGUUAGCAACCAAGAGGAGUUUUUUUACUACAGAGAUUUAACAAUUGAAGUGAUAAAACAGGUUGGUUUUUCUAAAGCGUUCAAGACUGUCCUUGUACAAAUUGGUUGUGUUGAUACUGUGACUACCUGCUGUGUUGAAUAUUGACUGCAUUAGUGGCUGCUAUUUAACAUUAAUAAGAGUUAACAAGUCUGAAGCCAAACCAAAUUGAAAUGAACCUGAAAAAAGAGCUCUGCAGAACCCAACCAUCAGGAAGGAUCGUGCUAAAUGAAUGAGUUAAUUAUUAAACAACUUACUAUGCAAAGGUUUUGAAAGGAAAUGUCAUGUUAAAGGGUUUUUGAUGGCUGCUAACUGGUAAAAAUACUAAAAGAUAUAUAGUUUAGCCACAGUGUCAAUAUUUUUAAAACUUUUUCAAACAGGAGCAGAGUGGAUUGGCUUCUACUGUAGAAAAUAAACUCAAUGUAAAUCAGCACCACACGCAGUCACCACCCUAAAAAUACCAAACUAUCCCUGUAAAACUUUGACUUUGUCUUUUGUACUGCCAGGUGAGUGUCUUGACCACUCUGGAGAGACGCUUCAACCUCCAGAGCGCUGAUGUGGGCGUUAUUGCAAGUAGCUUUGAAAUUGGCAACCUGGCCCUCAUCCUGUUUGUCAGCUACUUUGGCGCCAAGGCCCACAGACCGCGCCUGAUUGGCUGUGGCGGAAUCGUCAUGGCACUGGGGGCCCUCCUGUCGGCGCUUCCAGAGUUUCUGACUCACCAGUACCAGUAUGAGGCCGGGGACUCGUGGCACGCCGAGGAUGGCAGGGAUGUCUGUUCAAACAUCUCCAGAUCAGAGAACCGAGACUCUGGGUUUAAAUGUGGCAACAGAGCCAACACCAACAUGAUGUACCUUCUGCUGAUCGGAGCCCAAGUUUUGCUGGGCAUCGGAGCCACGCCAGUCCAGCCUCUUGGAGUGUCGUACAUCGACGACCACGUUCACAGAAAGGACUCCUCGCUGUAUAUAGGUGAGUGGCUGUCAGAUUUUACUGAGUCUAUAAUCUUAAGAACCAGAUCUAAGCUGUUUGCCUGUGCAACUCUUAUUACUGCAGACUGUUUCAUGCUACAUCUUCAUUUACAGUUUCUCUCUCCUUGAUAUUAAACUGAAUCAAGCACAGAACCCCCACAAACCCACAGAAACUGCUGUUGUUCAUACUUUGUUGCUGAAUGUGAUCACCAUACAGGGAUAAUGCAUAGUGAGCGGGUUGUCAUAGUGGAUUGAAACUGUAAAGGUGUGACAAGGACCCCAACACAAUCUAAUGUUAAUAUUUCUGUCACAGUUGCAGAUAAUAGUUUUGGGGAUAGUUGAGACAGACUUUCCAGGUGAAGGCAAAUUAAAAGAAGUGGAUGUGGACUGUAGCAUUGUCCUGAUGUGUUGAACCUGGCCUGGGGGACACCAGAGUGUAACACCAAAAUCACCCUAAGGACAACCACGAAAGAUCAGCUGUCCAAAUGAAUUUUAAUUAAUUUUUAAGCUCUAUUUUAACAGAAAAAAAACUCAAGAAGUGUAAAAGCCAAAAUAACAGGAGAAGAAACCAGCUCUUUAACCAAAACUUUCUUACCUCAACAAAAAGGCAAACACCUAACCUUACUCUCUAACUUCAGAUAUACAUGUGUAAAAUAAAAGGUUUCUCUCCUCUACCACUAUGUCCAGCAGGGAUAUGUUACUGCUUUGAGAGUUUCUGUAAAAGAAGACAAGAAAAAAAAGUUGUUUUAGAUUGACCCCAUGAAUUAUGGUAUCAGAUCAGAGCAUUGAUCCGUGUACUAACUGAUAUCAGGGAGCCGAUUUCAGGUCACAGGAGAGAGGCAUUUUCUAAAGAUCUCUGAGCCAGCUGUCGGGUAAUGAUGCUCUUCUGUGGGUUUUUGCAGCUGAUGUUCAAGUGUCAGUGUUGACAUUAUCCACAAAAACAUUUUUAUCCUCAGAGGCUUGAGCUAAGGUGUAAUAGCACUUCAAAAGUGGAUCUAAAUCACAGACUGAGGUUUGGAGACACUUCACUCAUCAUUUCUGAGCAAAUCAAAACAGAAAUAUCUGAACAGGCCAGAUGAGACAAGCGCUGAGGUGUUAUCAUGUUGUUAAAAUGCAGAUGUAUUUCUCAAAUUUUACACAAUGCAUUAACACUUGAGCUGUUCCCAUUAGCCCUGAACAAAAAGAUAUACAUUUUUAUGACACAACUAAAAGUACAUGCAAGUAUGCAUACAUUAAUUUCCUGUUUAAUUAACGCAGAAUACACUGUAUUUAGCAGUCCAUAAUUGUAGGAGUGAGGACACAUCUGACAGCUUGUUCCUGUGAAACUGAGCUGCACAGUACUGACAUAGUUUGGACUGAAACAGAUAAUGAGUUUAGCCCGUGGAUGGAAAUAUCCCAAGCUGUUAAACAUGUUAGUAAUGUGUGAGGGAAAGCCUGAAUCCAUCAAUAAUCUGCUAUUUUAAACUCUUUCUCAAUGGUGUCUCCAUCCUGUAGUAAUAGUGGUGUAUUUAUGCAAUGGGUGUGAUGUAACAUCCAAUUAAAAUAUCAAUACUGCAAACUGAUUUUUUUCAUCACUUAUGGUUUUGUUCACUGCCUACUGUUUGUGUUUCAGAGGGAUUUGUUUGGGAGUGUGUGCUGUGCCUUGACGAUGGUGUGUGCGUGAGUGUGUAUGUGUUCUGCAGAGAAGAUCCUCCUCAUGGUGAAAAGUCACAUGAGUGUCCUAGGGCAUUUUGCUCCUGACUUCAGUGAACGAUUAGUGUCCAGCCGCAGACGGCAACAGUUAUACUUACAGCGCAAACCCAAAGGUCGACAUAACACACAUUACAGCCUGUCUGCCAAAGUUGCCAAGGCAACAGAGCAGAGACAGACACUGAGGCUACACUAUGUACUUUCCUGCUUUCACUGUUCAGCGACCUGCGAGCAGCACAGCUCCAUUUGGAAAGACACGAGGAAAGAGACAAAGGACAAGAGGAUAAUGACAAAAAAUGAUCACCUAUCUAUAGUUCUAUCUGUAACUCUCUAUUUCUCUUUCUUGCCCUCUGUAUGAAAAUUUCAGCCGAUAUCAUCAAUAUUAUAGAAGUGACUCAUUAAUUAUGUGCAUGCAUGACAGCUUAGCUGUGCCAACUUUUAUGUAUGGGAUACAGUCCAUACAUGAAUGUAUUAAACAGACAGCAGACACAAUUUUGAUGUCUGCAUUAAGAAAUUAAUUCAUAGUAGUAGAAUCAAAUGUCUUGUUUUAUGUCUGUUUCUAGAACUCAACAACCUUCACAAUAAGAGUAUCAGGUAAAUUUCAGUAUAGCAGAGACUUGGUGUAUUCGAGAGUAUGUCAGUAAAGGUUUGUAAAUAUUUACAGUAAUGCUAAAAUGUCUAAAACUCACCAAUGAUAUAGAAGUGUGUUUCUCUAUUUUGCCUAACACAUCAUAACAAGCACAUGCAAACAGAAUUUGAGGCAGAAAAAUGUCCUGCUUUUAAACAACUAAACCAUAAAUGUAGAGGAGAUGGAUCCAAAUGAGAAUUACCAGUUUUUAAAGAGAGAGAGCUGAGUUCAAUCUAAUUCAAACUGUAUUUAUCUAGUAGGAAUUUUAUUUGUGUAAAAGCAACAGUGCAACAAAACACACAGCUAGACAGACGUGACAGGGGUGGACAACAAAAAUAAGCAGCUAUAAUGGAAACAACUUCAACGGUCAGCAAUUAAAAUGAAUAAGACUAAAAAUACUAAGGAAUAAAUGUAAAAUAAGUAAUGGAACCAUGUAUGAGAAGAUGAUUACUUAAGCUUUUUCACAUUGGUGGAAGCAGUAGUAGUGUAGUGUAGUUGAAGGAGUAGUACAAGUAGUAGUAGGAGUAGUAGUGGUAUUCCAGGAUCUCUCUCUAGUACAUCAUUCAAUAUGGUAAAUUGAUAUGGGAGUGUGUGUUAAUGAUGGACAGAUUGGUGGUUCCAUCACACUUUGACAAUAAUAAAAACAGAAAUUAAAUCAAAGAAAGGAAAACAUUUGACAGAUAAAAAAAUGAAUAACCAUAAAACCCUCCGGUGGAUGACGCCCCCCCAAAAAUGUUACUUGUUCUUCAUAAUUAAUCAGCUAAUGAAUUAUCUGGCCAGGUCUAAAAGUUAUCAUUCCUUGUCCUGUAAAGAACACUUCUCUCUAUUAUUUCAGUAAUCAUUGCUAUGGACUCAAAGUCAAUUUUGGCCACCAUUUGGCUAGUAAAAACCACCAGCUUCUGAGCUAGUCCUUGGCUAGUUAGUUGUCCCUUCUCAUGUUUCAGUGCAGACCUCUCACAGGGUGAGAACGCCUGCGGUUUGUUCUGUACAUGCUUUGAUCAGUACAGUCUCUGCCAGCAGCACUCAGAGCCAAGGAGACGAGGAGGGAGGGAAAGAGGGAAGAAGGAGAGAGGAGGGCAAACAAGGCUAUCGCAGCACCCAACAACUUCCCCAACCCCCUGCCUGGCUGCAGGCCUACUCGUAGACAACCAGAUGUCUGAUGUUACACUUUGUAUUUCUUAACUUCUGUAGACAAUCCAGAGUCCGCCUGGUGACUGAGUAUUAAACCUGUAACAUUUCUAUAUUUCUGAUGUGAAAUAACAAAAUCGCAUUUACAAAUACUUUAAACAAUUUUUUGUUCAGCACUCUGUCCAACAUAUAGAGGAUCCUAUUUAAAUCCUCCCCAUACAUUUACUCUCACAGACAAAAGUAAUCAGAUUUAUUUAUAUUUAACUAAACUAAGGCAACUAUAAAAGCUCACAGCCAUGCUGACUGUGACAAAUCCUAUUGUUGCUUUUCCCUAUUUAAAGAUGACUACAUGUAAGUGUAGAAUCAAACAUGCUGGAUCAAUACUGGAUAGAAGAAAAUUCUGGCUUCUGAUUGGUCGAUCUUUGAUGUCUGACUAGCCUUGACUAAAUGUGUGUUAGCAGACUUUGUGGAUGCUGGACAGAGUCCAGGUGGAGAGCAAAAGCAGGCUGAAAACAAAUCAGUGUAACAACAUCGAAGCACCUUUUGGGGAAAAUGUGAUGAUUUAUGUAUUUCCAUAAAUAGAUAUCUGCUUACAAGUUUGGCCAACACCAUAUCCAAAAUUAAAAAUACUCAAACUUGUGCUACAAAUUGCUUCAAAAUUGUGUUGAGUCAGCGAAUCAGCAUUUAGAUUUGCAGACGUCCCACGAUGAGUCAGAAAUUGUUGAUCUGGCCUUCAUUUUCAAGGUUAUUAAGGCUGAACAAUAAAUCAUUUCAGCAUUGCAAUUUAGAUGUGCAACGUCAGUCAUAUGACCUAACAGACAUCACACUAUCAUCAGGAUUAAUCUGAAAUCACUUUGAUUCAGCCCCCCAUUCAGACACACAGAGAACUGACCGCUGCUCAGAAAGUUUCUGUAUCAGGAUCACAUGACUGUCAAACAUAAACGUGCAUUAGAGGCACAUACCUUUCCUGUCACACAUACUUAGCACAGUCUUUUCAGCAUCUUUGCCUGCAGUAAACACACCUUGCAGUGAUAUAAAAAAUCAUAUGCUGAAGAAUUUUGUAAUGUAAUCAUACUAUCACAGGCUUGUGAUGCAGAUGUAAUUUUUUAAUGGACAGAUAUGAUUGACUGUGAGUGAACAGUGUUUUUGAGUAAGGUUUAUGUAGUAGUAGUAGUAGUGGUACUCCACUAUGCAGUUUUUAGAGGGCUGGACAGCCCAAAUAAUGGUGAUUAGGAUUUUUGCCACUAUUAAGCAGCCAUACCUACUAGUCUGAAUUAACAAACCAACACUUGCCCCUUCAGACGUAAAACUCACUCCCAGGUUUAACAGGACUUAAACUGACCACAUGCACGAGCCUUAACUAAGAGUAGAAGUUAAGUAAGAGAAUUCAUGCUUCACUAUUACAAUAACUUAUGAACCUAAACAUUUUUGAGGUUACACAAUAUUGGGAAAGAUAAACAGAGAGAGAAAGAUGACAGUAUUUUGUUUGACAGGUGUUUGUGUAGGAAAUGUCAGCCCUUUGUUUCAGCCAUCUACUACAGCAUGUGGAGCUCAGCCAGUCUUAAGUAAAAUCAGUAAAAACUAAUAUGUAUGCACAUGUGGGUGAGGAGCAGGAGGGGGUAUGUGUGUUUCUGUGUGUUAGUAGAGUGGAGAGUCCAUUUCAUGAUAUAAUCCAAGGUAAAAGGUCUGUGCACACUGAGUCUGUGCAAAAUUGGAGCACAAGUGAAGAAACAUACGAUCUUAUAUUAAGUGGAUCAUGUUUGCACUUUGAUUCCCAAACUUUGGUCUCUUCCCCAGUGUACUGUGAUAGGGUUCUGAGAAAGAAAAUAUGGACAAGAUUACAGACCUGAAAAAUACAUCCAAAAUAAAACAGACCAGACUUGUUUAACAUUAGAUCAGUACUGCAUUUUAUGGUGCCACGGAGGUGGGAGAGGUGUUGCAAAGAGAGAGAGAGAGAGAGAGAGAGAGAGAGAGAGAGAGAGAGAGAGAGAGAUGACAGUAUUUAGUUUGACAGGUGUUGGUGUUGAAAAUGUCAGCCCUUUGUUUCAGCCACCUACUACAGCAUGUGGAGCUCAGCCAGAGUCUUUUAUGUGACCAAUAUGAUGCAGUGUGUAAAAAGAAAACAGUGGUUUUAGCUGCUUAAAUAAAAACAGACUCUUUUUUUCUGGCAAAUUUAAGGGGAAAAAAAGUCUUAAAUUAUGAAUCUGAGGACAAAUUUUUUCACAAGUCAAUUUGAGGAAGGGUUUAAACCUAAUGUACCUCAAUAUUUACUUUUUAGGUUCCUCUGUUAGAAGUAGUGGACCAAAGCUGGCAGACUAUCAGAGAUUUAGGAAUGAUAUGAUGUGAUUUUUGUAAGUAAGUAAAUUUUAUUUAUAUAGCACUUUUCAUUGAUAAAAUCACAAAGUGCUUUACAACAAAGUGCUUGUCAAGACCAAGAACCAACAAACUGGUGUUGUCCUGUUUUCUUUUCAGUCAGACCAGUCUGUAAAUUUAAAUUGGAGUUUAAGCUCAAAUGUCCUCUUGUACAAUUAAGGGUCAAACUACAGCUCUAUAAAAAGCAUCAUUCAGUGAGUAACAAAUGUGCUAAAACUGCAUUUCACACUGUUCUAUGUGUCUUCCUCUCAGUGUCAUGGACUCUGUUGUGUGUCCUGACUCAGUGCACCUCGAGCUGCUGGUCCAUUAGGGACUGUCUCUUUCAUAACGUCCCCCCGAGCUUCUUCCUCUGACACUUACAGAUAGUCUAUUAUCCUCCUCUCCACACCACCCCCUCUCUGUUUUCCAUUUUUUGACAAUCCAGGCAUAUUGAUCGCCAUGGUUACCUCCAACAAUGUGACUGCUGGGUCGUCUGUUGUGGCUCUGUAAUUGCAUGGAGCCCGGUCUGUAUACAGCAGCCUGCACGUCUCAUUCGCUGCUCAGUGUUUCUUCUGCUUCUUCUUCUUCUCCUAACUGUCCUGGGCCGAGACAUUGUUUGAUGAGUGUGAUGUGUGAAGGAGACACGUUGUGAGAAAAACUCCUGAAUAAUGCAGUGUGACAGAGAAGCAGUUAGGUAAUGUUUAGCAAACAUCUAAACAGAUGAUCAAAUAUUAAAGCAGCAUAUCUCCUCAGGCAGCAUGAUAAAGGGAGAAGCUGCUUACUGUGGCCACAUCCUCACCCCACAUGGAUCAAUACUGCCGAAUGAGAGACUCUGGGAAUACUCAAGAGCAAACAAGGAAACACUACUCAGCUGUCAAAGCACACAUCCCCCAGCAUGCACUUGCCCUGUGCGUCUUUUGUGUGGGUACUGCUGUCUGUUUUUUCACUUAACCUCCUGUACGUCACUGUGUGUGUCUCCCUCUGUGUGUGUCUGUCUUGAUCAAUGUGAGGCAGUUCAAAAGCAUACUGUUUUUCUGCUGGUCAUCUGAUCUUUUCAGCUCCUCCUCACAGAGAGAAAAACAAAAACAGAUUUAAAAACAUGUUGCAGUGCAUUAGCUCAGCUCUUUCCCAACUUUAAUAAACAUCAACACAUCAUCUUUCUCCCAGAAUCCCUUCUUUAGCUUCCUGCUAAUACCAGAAAUGGUUUUAAGGUUUUACAGAUGUGGUCUGUAGAGGCCCAGCAGGAUUGUUGACACCUGUUGAGCCUGUCAGCUGCCAGAUAUUCUUUGACUGGUCCUUUCUGGUCUUUCCAAAGUAAGAGUCAAGACACUUGUCUUGUACAUUUUUGCAGCAAUGCUUUCCGCUGUUUUUUUUUAAAAUAUGUUAUAUAUUUUUAUAGUUUAAACUUUUUGCUUUUUGCUCCGUGUGUGAAUGGAACAGCUGAAGCUCACAUUUUCUGCAGGAUUAAUAACUGUAUUUAUCAAUCCAUCAAUCCUGCCCGUUUAGAUCAUAGACUGUAAUAACUGGACGUCGCGUCAGCAACCUAACCCAUUUAUUUGUAAAGCAGAGUGUUUCAAACCUGUCAGUGGUGGUUGCCAUAUUGGUAAAACUGACUGACUAAUCUAACUUUACCUUCAGCCUCCUGUCAGUCAAAUCAGCCAUGCCUCUGAUUCAUUGAAUCCAAAAUGAACGUGUCACAAAAAACCUUUGUGACACGUUUUACAGGAGGUUGUCAUUUGGUUGGGAUAGGCAUCAAACAACGCAUUGGAUCAUUGGAUCCAGCAAACUGGUCUUGCACAGACCUUCCUUGCUGCUUUUUAACUGACAAUCAGCCCCGGUGUGAGCUCCAUCCAGCUGUCCUGUUGUAGUUGUCCACCCCAGUGUCUGAGUAAGGUUGUAUCAUGUCUAGUAUGAGCUUUAAAUUUUUAACCAUCUUGCACAAUCUUUCAAAAAGUUCUGCUGUUUUUGACGAAUUUGUCUUUGUUUUAUUUCUUUUUUUGGCUUGAGCUUUACUUGAGGCUGCACUGCCCCUACAGUUCCCAGCAGUACUGUAUAUGUAGCUUCUUGGAAACUUGUGGAAUCAAACAGGGAAUUAUACAGAAAAUUCAGCAUAAGAGUGGAGACAAGAUGAGUACCAGAAGAGACAUGACACUGGCUCAUGAGAAGGAUGUGAUAUUGAACACUAUAUGACUGGAAAAAUAUCUUCACUCAGACAAAAGUCCCAAAAUGUAAAACAUUACAGUUAUACUCUGAAAUGUUCCAGCCAUGCAGUUACCAAUUCCCCCCCAUCAAUCCAGGGGUAGGUUGCAGCAGCAGCAUGCUAAGCUUAUUUAGCCCAGAAAUUCCUGUUCAGAGCUGUUAAUGAAGAUUCUACUGGGGAUCUAAAGGCUUGCUGAGUUAAAUGCUUCAUUCAAUAGGUCUCCUCCUGGGUUAGUUGAACGUGCCUGAAGACCCAAAUGAGGUGGUCUUUCUAAUACUAGUUAUCUUGAUAUUUCAUUAAAAACUGCAGAUGUUCUGCUGUGACAUCCCAGUACUUAAGCGCUCUCAAAUACCAGUUGUGAGGAUUAAUGUAACACCACCAGUGAAACCUGUGCCAAAUUGUAUUGAAGUUCAAGUUACCAUAAUUUGGAUAUUACACUGAGUAUUAAAGAAAACACAACUGAAGCACCUCUAUUUUUUAUACAUAUUGUUCUUAGUUGUUAUGCACACAGUAAAAAUAUGACUACAUGAAGAUUAUUGCAUGAUACUUUCUUUUAUUUUUUUUAAACUGUAACUGUGAAUCUUGUGAUCAGCUGUCUCAUUGCUAGUUAAAGAGGAGAAGAGUCUCCCUACAGAAGACAAGCCUCUUCCUGAGCUUUGUUAGCUAAAGAACAAUGUCCAAGCCUGACUGUGAUUGGAUAAUUGAUUGCCGUCUACAACUUGACUGAUAUCUCAAGCACAGGUUACUAACCCUCCUAUCUAUUGUGUAGCUCAGAGAGUUGCUGACAUUAUAGCAGCUUUGAGUAUCCAUGUGCUUUGCCGUUUCUGCCAUAAUGGAGCCCAGUGUUUGCUGAAGAGGGACCAGAAUGAAGUUCCAUGGGAAGUACUGCUAUACAUUACCCCCUUUAUAACACACUUUGUAGACCAUCUCUCUAUUAUCUCUGCUGUUAGGUUCUGUUUUGUCUACUUUAGCCUUUCUAAUUCUGCUACCUCCUACGCAAAAAGCUUUGCAAUCCACUUCUGCCCCAGCUCCUCUUUUUUUAUGCUGAUCCUGGUUUUAUUAGUGUCAUAUGUAUUGCCAUUGAUGCCUGCCCUACUUUGUACCCCAUUGGUCUUUGCUGCUGCUCCCAACCUUUGUAAACCACUCUGCAACCUACCUCCACCUAAGCUCCUUCUUUUUAAACUGAGUCUAGUUUUACCCAUGACAUUAGCUUUGUCACUAGUACCUGUUAUGCUCUGUACCCUAGGGCCUUUGCUUUUAAUGUAUGCAUAUGAAACAGAGUAGAGGCUUACGGUAGGACAGGGAGCUCUCAGAACAGAGAUGACCAAAUGAAUCUUACUGCAUGCAAACAUCAUUUACCUUCAUGCUCAGUGGUUCCCUCAUCAAUGCCCUUACACUUAGUUCUGCAUGCCUUGCAAAAACAAUCAUGUGACAAGUCGUUAGAUGUAGUCAGCAGGAACGACAAUUAAGGAAGUAAUCAUAGUGGACAGAAGACAGGAGCGGUCCAAAACUGAUGACUUCAGCUCUAAAAAUAGAAGAGUAUAAUGUAUUGACUUAAUGACGAUUUCACCUGCUUCAUCUGAUCUAAGGCAACCAUGUCAGGUUGGUUUAAGGAAGAGACUGAAUUAGACACCCCACCGAGAUCCAGACUGAGGCCUCAUACUGUAUAUGUAGGAUGUCAGGGCCUGUUGCAGGGCCUCUUGGAGUUGUAUUUCGACAUCUCUUUAGUAUGGCUAGAGUCUGAGACAUCUUUGCUUAGGGCAAAUGCUGCUGUAUCGAAGUACAGCCAUACAGAGCAAGAAGUGGCUGUGGACCUUCAACCUUGUUAUUAACCAACAUACUAUGUCUAACAAAGGUAGUUAUUUAAAAGGAUGAAAUCCUUUCAGACUGGGCAACAGGGAUAUUGAGUUCUCUAGCAUAAAUGGUUGCUCUCUGCACUAUAUCACAUCAUAGAGGUAUAGAGCUCAGCGGCCAAUAGUAAAUAACUGCACAGUAAAGAAAAGAGCAGUGUGAGCCUGAGGGGUCGAGCUCUGCAGCCGCUGGGUCGGCUCCCUGCCUCGUAUCUCAGCCUCUAUUCAUGGCUGAAAUGCGAGUAAUGAAGCGCUGUGAGCGUCCACUGCAGCAAAAUGUUUGCUCUCACGUGGAGUUAUUACUCUUCCUCUGUAGGACAGCAGAGGAAGGAAUGGACGCUGACUCAGCACACGCUGUCCGUUCAGUUUUAUAUGUGCACCUUUUAGGAGCACCUUUGCCAAGUUACAAAGUGCCAGUGAUUGAACCGUGCCAUAAUGUGAGUCUGAGUGAGAAAUUAUUCAUGCUUAGGCCCAGGCUGAGUGAGCAGGUAGAGCAGGACAGCCUCAUACCUUAUGACCUUCCUUCUGCUGCAUUUAACUGAUAUUACCACAGUGUGUGUGGAGAAUAAUCUCAUCAACUCUGGUUUCAUUGGACCACAGAGCAGUGUUUUUACAAAAAGAUCACAUGACUUCUGCUGAGCUACACAUAUAACCAUUCCUCAAGUCAAAUUACAAAUUAAUACAAGCCACUAUAGCAAACUGGGCUGCUAAGUACUGUGUCUUUUGAUUCAUGUUUUUAUUUUGCCUUUAUUUGGCAGGACAGCCUGAAAAAGACUUAAAACACAGGCGUUAAAUGAGGGGUAACGUGCACCAGGCACUCAAGGGUAUGGUAGUUAUUCCAAAGCAGUGCAACAAGGGCCUGUUUGAGGGACUGCAACAACUUGUGCUUCCCUGUUGGUCUUAUUUCUCAACACCAGUGGUUUUUAGUUCAAAGUUGCACAACCACUAACCCUUCAGAAACCAAGCAUAUUCAACAAAAACAGAACAAAAAGUGCCACUGGCCUCGUGUGAUUGCAUCUUCACACAAGCCUCCGGGGUUUGAUUCCACAAUAAGGGCAAACACCCCAAAAUUGAAUUCUAUGAAGAUAAAACAAGAGUGCAGGAUUCUACCUGCAGAUACAGGUAUAAUUCAGGUGAAACAUUAAAGAAACAUUUUUACACAAGCCUAUGAAUAAUGCUUUGGUGUAUUGAGUAAACAUCAGCAAGAUUGCAUCUCCAUUGACAUCUACCCCAUUGGCAUAAAAUGUGCCAUGCAGUAAUGUCAGUAACUGAUCUUUGAGUCAUUUAACAUCAGAUUUUUUAUCUUUACCACAUCAUUGUAGUGCUUGCAGGUAGCAUCUCUGACCUCUGAGUUAGAGCAGAAGGUUUUUGGGCAGAAAUAGUCACCUGUUGACAAGCAAACUAGUUUUUUAUGGGCAAAUGUAAAAGAACAUGUUUGGUAUCAUGCUGUCUCAGAGAGAAGUCAGCUAGUUUGUUUCUGUGAACUUAAUUAUUAGCCCUGAAUUUCACAAUCACUGCAUCUGUAUUACAUUAUUCUUUUCUAGCAAACUCAUGCUUGUUAUGGCUUUACUGUUUUAUUUUUGGUGCUGUGCUUAAUACAGUUGUUUUAAUGUCAUAACAUUUGUAUUUUUCCACAGAGCGGAGCAGGAAAUAUGCAGCAUAUAAUAGUUGUUUUGCUCUUCUUUUCAGUAUGUUUUCAGCAUCCUUAGUUGAUCAGUAAGCUGUAAUGGACUGCGCAUAUAACAUUGCUGAUAUGUGGCAUGCUUCAAUAAUCCAAUAGUGCACAGUCAUUGCUAAUAUAGCUCUAGGAAAUAUUAAAAUUGUUUAAUAAAUGCUCAUUGAAAAUGGCCAGCUUAAAUAAAAUUGGCUCUAGUUGAAAAUUUGACUAAAUAUAAGCAGCAUAUUAAUACUGGUGUUUCUGGCUGUUUAAGUUCCUGCAUGCAGCAUCAUUCUGUACUCAAGUAUAUGUAUAUACGUGUUCAUGUGUCAAAAUUGGGUAUCAUUCAGAUCCGUUUUUGCAUGAAUAACCAUCUAAUAAACCUUCCUAUUAAUUUUGGAUAGUGAAACUUGUAAUGGUGAAAGUGUUAAGCUCUAGCUGCAGACCUUUAUAAUUUAUCAAACAAUGUCACAGUGAGGAGGCGACAUCAAAUCCUCCUCGACAGGCUCUCAGCUGAAGUCAAGUGUCUCUACCUGCCAUUUCCAAAUGUCUGGGUCAGACAAGCUGCCAGUUUUACACAGAUCUCUGUCCUCUCUUAAGCUCUGAGCCUGCAAGUGUCUGUGCAUGAAUUAAACAUUUCUCCUACAGCUGGUUUUAGCUGUCAAGGUUCAAGUGGCACAACAUUACUUUGGCCAAAGUAUGAGAGAAUAAGUGUAUUAGAAUAAACUGAACUUUUCUUUAAUUUGCUCCCUGUUCAGCUGGGCUGUAUCAUUGUGCUCCACCCUAACCCUCAUCUCCAGCAGGUCUUGUGACUUUGUCUCUGUCAGAUCUUUCAGAUACCGCAAGUAUCAUAUACUGUCGAAAAGGAGCUACAACAGCAGGCUGUUUUAUUUUUUUCAAACAGGGACAGGAGAAAUCCAUUAGGGUUCUUUUUUUGGUACACAGUAUCUUCAGGACAGAGCAGGUUCAGCUGAAACAGGCUCACGGUGUUUGCCUGAGAAAAGUGUUGUAUCUAAUUCCUACAAAACCACCCAAAAGUACUCUCCACACUUUGAAACGUUUUACACUUCAUUUGAGUCAAAUUUUCUGAGCUGGCAGCUUUUUUGUGUGCUCAAAACUGUGCAAUCAGAUUUUUCAACCACCUCUAGGUUUUACAGAUUGGCAGUACACAUGUGGAAGGCCCUCACUACAUCUGGCCUAUAUCAAAACUGCCUGCAAAAUUAGACUGAUGUGAUGGUGUCUCUUUUUUGUUGUUUGGAGUGGAUUCGUACAUGGUAAUUGUAAGUGUACAAAGUAUCCCAGUCAGCUCAGCCAUCUUUCCCGAAGGAAAACUGGCACAGAAGCAAGACUCACAGGCGCAGUCACACCAUCAGGGAUAAAAAUGUUAAGCUCAUCUUAUCAGACAGAAUAUACUGCUAGGUGUGUCUCUAAUAUUUUGAGUUUAGCUGAUAACUCUUUGAAAUAAAAUCUGAAAGAGAAGGAGAGAGAGCUCAUAGGGAUGAGUGGGAGGUUUAGGGUCAGUAAACAAUGAGCCUAGUUUUCCCUCUUUCUUGGCAUCGCCUCCUUUCAAACUGAGGAGGAACGCAAGCUCUCCAUCAUGCACGCUUGCAAUAUUGCUCUGAACUUAAAACACACUCUGUGCUAAAUAACCACAUUUAAAAAACUCUCAGCAUAACUCUUAACACCAGUGAUCAUUGUGCUCACAGAUAUUCAAACAAAUUUUCAAGUGUCCAUUUUUCAUGCAGUACAAUACAGCCCUAUACCUCAGAAACAAGGUCAUGAAUAUUAACAGCUGACCUUUAUUUAACUCUAAGCACAAGGAAAUCAGUUCCCUUUUGAUCCAGCCCUGUCUGAUUAUGUCAAUAUGUUUUUGACAUUUGAUUAUUAAUUAAGUUAAACUGUGUCACCAAGCCUGUAACGUAAUUGACACUAGGGGGAUGGACCAACUAUACAGUAUUUAUUGGCUGACUAUGAGGGCCAGUAUUCAGAUGCAUUUUACCAUUUAUCUGUAUCAGCCUUUUAUUUUACAUUUGGUCACUAAAAUGAAUAAAUAAAAAUGUCAGUUCAUUUGGCUCCACUGCCAGGACGUCUUUCCCUAAAGGUCAUGAUCUGUCUCACCUUGAGUCCGUAACACUUUGGCUAGACUUGAAGCCACUGUGUGCUGCAAUUAUUCAGUGAGUGUAACUUCUCUAUAUGAUUUUGAAAGUUUCAUUGUUGACUAAAUAUUUGCUAAAGGCUGUCAACCAAAGAUUAGAAUAUUCAAAAUUUUGAACUUUAACAUAAAGUCCUUCAGGUUUCUUAAAUUUUUUUGACUGCAAAAAAAAAGCAGGUUUGUAAGUCAUUGGUUUUGUUAACUACUAGUAAUCUAGUAUUGGCAUUGAAAAACCAGUAUCAGUCAACCCAUUUUAACAGCAUGAUAUGGGUAGUUACUUGACAUUAUUUUAAAAGAAUAAAGCCUGCCUUUUAAGCAAAAACAUUUUUAGAUUUGGGAGUCAAGAAAAUAGUCAAAUAAUAUUUAAAGAUAUGCACCACAUGAAAAGUUUCUCCUGAAAUAACUUUUUUUUAUUUGGGUGACUUGAACAAAAGUUUUGUCAUGCAGCAGCGUGAAAGAUCCAAACAUAUUUUCUUAUCUCUGAUUUAUAUCUUAUAUUUGAUUAUCUAUUUUCUCUUGGUUGUGUGUCGACGUUGACUGAUGAGGGUUUUUCCAGAGGCUGGUGCUGAUACGGAUAAGAGGGUGCUUUGUGAGUGUGUGCCAUCCAUGUCUGUUAAAAGAAGUGACCUUAGAUGCUUCAAACACACUGACAUCAGUGUUAAACGUUUCUCCUGAUGUCUGUCCAGCAGCUUUUGUUAAAGGAUGAUGAUUUUUCUGUUGUUUCUCUCAGCUUAACAAACCUGAGCGCUAAUUCUCCGUCAUCAUGCUCUGAGCUGAUGCCGUCUGCUGAGUCGCUUUGAUGGACACUUUUCAGGCUCUCCCCUCAUUCUAAAGCUGACAGAGAAGUUCAAAGCUGUGGUUUGAUGUGGGACUCAAUAUUUCACAGUGUGUGAGUGUGUGUGUGUGUCUCCCUGCAUCACAUACAUUAUGGAUUAGUCGCGUUGUCCUGUGUCUGUCUGUGAUUUGAUUGCAGUGGACAGCAGAGCAGGAAAUGGGAGUUUGUUCAUUGGUUUGCUGUUGGCUUGGCUCAGUAACCCCAGAUCUGUUCUGUCACCUGAUUUUAACCUCGCUGGCAUCAGUGACUGUGCUGAAACCAACCAAAAACAUCAGGCAGACAGAGAAGGACAAACUGACAGACAGAAAAACAGACGGACAGACAGAGAUGGCUGUUUGUUUAGAGUGGAAAAGUGCAAUUUUAGGAAGGACUGGAUUCAUGGAAACAACACAGCAUUUUAUCACCCAAAGUGUCAGUCAGUACUUUCUAUCCAGGGGCGGAUCUAGAAAAAUAUUCAUGGGGUAGCAAGAGGGGGGCAGGAAUUUUUGAGGGGUGGCAACAUAUGGCAGACAUAUACUGAGUUUGUUCACUACAAAAAGGCAUUGCUGCCAUUUACAAACAUGACAGACAUUCUUCGUCCCAUACAAUCUUUCUUUUAUUAGGAUUCUCACACCAGUAAGAUCAAUAAAAAGGCAUGGAAAAACAAAAACAACAACCCAUCGCAGCUUCAUGGAUUUAGACCAGUCAGACUGUGUCAACACACUAACAUUUAUUUAAUUCUGGAAGUUAACCUCAGCAGUGGAUCUAAAAUACAUUGUUUACAAACUACUAAAGCGCUGUCCCCACGCCAUCACACUUUUUACAAUUGAGUUUCCCUAAUAUUUUUACAGAUUUAAGCAAACACACAUUUUUAUAUUUAUUUGAAGAAGUCUAAGCAAUGUCUCUGUCUACUUUUCUUACCAUCUUGACCAGGUUGACUGGAGAUGAUAGCUGAUCACUCAUGCUCUCUCCUCUCCCUCUCACUUUCUGGGUCCUACACGUUGACUUGUCUCUCUUCUGCCUCCUCAUCUCUGAGAUGUUCUCCCUGCUCCACAUAUUCUUCUCCUGCCACCUCCUCAUGUCCCUGGUCACCUUGCCUUGCUCUUCUACUACUGUGACAAUUGUCAUGCCUUUCUCUCCCUUCUUCCUCUUUGUCUUCAUCUUCCCUCUGUCCUUCCACCUCUUCUCUCUCUCCGUCCACCUGGUCUCUCUCUUCAUCCUUCUUACCUUGUCCGUCUACCUCGUUUUCUAUUUUUCCCACCUAUUUCUUUGUCUUUGGUGAAAAAAAACUAAUUAUGCUGCCUUUCCUCUUCAUUUCUGCAAGAUUUGAAGUUAUUUUACUUAUAUUACCCUGCCAGAUAUGGAAUCAAUAUUAGCUUUCAUAGCCUACACAGGAUCUAGCUGCUAUUGCACAUGCAGCCUAGCUUAGAAUUAGUGAAAUUACGAUCUUCAACACGAGCUCAAAAUCAGCAUUGCUGCAGCACUGUGCUUUCAUUACAAAUUCAUUUAUUGAUAGUAAAUCAGUCUUCACCUUAUUCCUCUCGUGUCUCCUUUUUUUUUUUCAAAAGACUCCCGGCUCCUUGGCUUUUACCAAUUAAAAAAGUCACUCGUCUCGCCAGCACACCACCACAACACCUGCUGUGUCGCCACCCCGGCUUUGAUGCAAUUUCGUGCUGCAUUCAAUGCAGUUGGAAAAUGGAGAUUCACACUUGUAAAUGUCAAAUUGGCCAUUUAAUUUGUUGCUGCCAACUGGGGUGGCAACAGGGGUGGCAAGCAUGUCUUUUAGGGUGGCAUUUGCCACCUCAUGCCACCCCGGUAGCUCCGCCCCUGUUUCUAUCCAUUUUUAAAUUUGUGAUUUUGGACCUCAUAGGUUUUAAUAGGCUUAAUAGAGCAAUGGUCAGCCCCCUUCCCUCUGUCACGGAGUGACCCUCUGGUGGUUUAAAUAGUCGAUUAGUUAAUUGGUUGGUGAAACUACCACUAGCCUACUAAUCUGGGUGUCAUAACACUGAGGUGCUUACCAAACUUUGAAGUGUUUCAAACACUCACCCUGUCGUUGAGUCACACUGUCAUUAUUUCCCACCCCACUUCAUUUCUUAUCUGACUGUAUAGCUCACCAUUUAAACUCCAGCAGUGAUACAUAUGAUAGCUUCACUGUUGUGAAAGCAAAUUGCUAACUACUCUUGAGACUUUUUUGGAUAUAAUACUUUUGGUUAUCUGUGAUUAUAGGACAGGUUUCUCUCUUCUAACCAUCUCCAGACCGCUUAUCUUUCUGUCAUUUAGUGUGUUAGCAGGCUAAUCAACACAGCUGACUGCAAAUAUUCAAUGCCAUUUUAAAGCUACUAUAAAUAUACUAAAACCUCAAAGCAGCCAACAGACUUGGACUUUUGACAUGUCAACAACAGAGAUUUCUAAAUUUAUGACCACUGUAGCAAGCUUCAAAGGCAGUUCAACAACUGUUUUAAAUGUUCAGUUUUGUGCCAAAAGUUUAAAAAAAAUUGGCAAAAAACAUAAGCUCUCUUGAUAUUAAGAGUUGUAUGGAGUGCAGUCAACUUUAAGAGGAUGGUCUCCCUCCAGUGGACGAUCAUAAAUCAAUAACAUGUCAACAGCAAGCCAUCAUCUCCAGGGGCCUAUUCUACGAAGCAGGAUUACUGCUUAGCGAGGUAACUUCGAGGGUAAGUUCGGGGUUUCCUGUUCUACGACGCUGGUUCACUUCUUAGCGAGGCGAGUCUCCAUGGCAACAUACGCUGAACGGCUAACCUGCUCCGGGGCAGGUUAGGUUCCAGAUUGAACUCACCGAGUAUACUGACCAAUGAGCUCUCUCGAAAAAUGGCUUGUCCGUUCUUGGAGGAUCCUGUAGACCUCGGUGCUCGCAUUGUCCGAGGAGUAGGCCUGCACGAUAUAUCGUUUGAACAUCGUCAUCGCGAUGUACGUGUGUGCGAUAGUCACAUCGCAGAGCCUGCGAUAUCGGAGGUGAAUGAACUCAGUUAAUUUCAAGGGUAGCUGACUGAGAUACACUGCAUGUGACUCUACAUGUGCUGUGCAGCAAUCCACCAAUCACCUUCGUUCUUUACUCAGUUGCCAAUCAGACUCAGUUCUCAGUUGCCAAUCAGACUACUCUGCCAGCUGUCAAUCAAAAUCAGAGUGGAGGAAACCCACCCCUGCACAUGGAGGGAGUCGCUGGCCGGAGUUGUGCCGAGAAACGCUUGUCCGCUGAGAAUUACUUCCGGAACAUUCUUCAUCACUGUUUAGCCUAACAAAUAAGAACUGUAUGGGCUUUAAAUUGUACAUUUCCGUGGACCACUCUACUAUAAGCAGUGCGCGUUUUGUGAGGUGCAUGCAAUUCUCGGAGGACAUGCGUUUCUCAGCACAACCCCGUUAACAACAACAACAACGAUCGCAAAAUGAACAACGAACAAGCGAAAACCACCGAAAAUGAAGAUUUGUUGCCAAAAAGAAAAGGAAAGUCAGUUAUCUGGAAUUAUUUCGGUUACAAGAUGGAUGAUGUCGACCAAAACACGUCUUCUGUGUUCAUCUGUUUCCACAAUAACGUCCCAGAACAAUAAAAGCUAAAAAUAUCUCUGAGACAGACAGAAGCCGUUCUACUAACAUUCACAAAAAGAGGUAAGAUCAGAGCAGUUUAACUGUCCUCAAGAUUUCAGCAGUGCAGCACAACAUAAAGUGCUAUUCAGGUCAUCUGGUGAAAAUUCCUGUAUUUUUUAAUAUCGCAAUAUAUAUCGCAGGGUUGAAAAAAAUCGCAAUGUUAGUUAAAACACGUGCAUGUUAAAAGCACGUGUUGAACAGUGCUAUUUCAGGGUGAUAAUGGCAUCAAAGAUUUUUUGAGCACUAUACUUCCGCAUUGAGACUGUCUGCAAUUUUCUGCCAGCAUUCCUUUCAUGCUUUUGCAGUGGCAACAGUGUUGCUUUUGAGGUUUAUGAUAGAUUUAAAUUCCUUAUACUUUCUCAUGAUCGUCUCCUGCUCCUCGUUUGUAAAGUACGCGGUCCUUCGCUCUCCGGCCUGCUCUGAUGCUCCAGACUGAUCCAUGUUCGCGAUUGGUCAGAUGCGGUGGGCUCUGCCUUACAUGCAUGCAUGCGCUCAUAGCAAAGCUGGAUCCACAUACAAGGUUGAUAACUCAGCGUAGUAAGACUGUUUAGCGAGACCGCUGACUACCGCGCUAAGUUAAGCGAGGUAGCUCCAGGGCUACCUCACUAGGUUGAACUUGCUUCGUAGAAUAGGCCCCAGGUCUACUUUAAUGUCUUUACAGGGUUGGUGUUGCAAUGCUAAAUCAACUUUAAGUACACCAUAAAUCAACGUUGUUUCAACAUUACUGCCAUAGCAUAAUUAUCAAAUGUGGUGUCAUUUUUUCAUUAAAACAGCUUUGAGAGUUCAACCUCAAUUACAUCAAUUCUGAUGACGCAUCAUUGCUGUUUAAUGUCAGCUUAUUUUAUUAUAUUUAGAUUAAAUAAGAUUAGAUUAGAUAUAACUUUAUUUAUCCUUUUGGGAGUUCCCUCAAGAAAAUUAGAAAGGCCAAACAUCAAUUAAAAUUAAAGAGCUGAAAUUUACAUCACUCUGAAACACGUGUAAUUUUAGUCUGAUCAGACUCACUUUACACUCAUUUAUCCUGUUUAGUGUUUUUCCAAGGAGUAAAACUCACAGAUUGGUCUUAUUCUGCAAGAGUCACAGCCCAAAGCUGCCUCAGACCUCUUUGUAUCAGGGCUGCACGAUUUUGGCCAAAAAGAAAAUCACAAUCUUUUCUCUGAAAUUCGAUUUUCAAUUUCAACUUCGAUUUUUUAUUCAGUUACAACUUCACCAAACUUCACUUUAAAAAUAAAAAGCUUUUCUAUCAUCUCUUAAAACUAAACCACUGAAAAUGAUGUUAUUGCAAAUGCCAAGCCAGUAAGUGGCGCUGUAGCGCUGCCGAGGAAAUGCACAAAAGACAGAAGAAGAGUUCAGAGCAUUUGUAAAACAGUUGUUUUGGCUGGUCACAUACAGGCGCCAUAAAAGAGUUACGCUGUGUGUCACAUAAUCAUUUAGAGAGCGAUGCAGAUGGUCAUUCACACAGAGAUGAGACGAAAUGGUAGUCAUUUACAGAUUUAUGCACUCUCGUACCCGUUUUCAUAAAAAGCAGCAUUUAUGGUCAACUGAAACGCCAUUUCCAUGUGGAUGAAAUGCUGAUACGACAAAAAAUUUUGUGCCUACUCCUGAAACGCAAAAGAAGACUUUGCAGCGGGGAGUGGUUAGUUCUCCCUCUGAAACUGGGAGGCCGUAUCAAUUCCACACGACUGACUUGCUCUUGCCCUAUUUGGCCACAAAAUUAUCUCCUUCUUUUACAAACACCAUGGUUGUUCACACUGGUGAGCAUGGGAAUUUUUUUAACAUCGUCAUAAUCAAACAAUUACAAUUUAAAACCGAUUAACUGCGCAGCCCUACUUUGUAUCCCUGCAGGAUGUCCAUCUCAACACUGUUUAAUCACAAAACAAAUCAAAUUUAUAUGCUGAAAAAAAAAAAAAAGUACUGAACACAGACGGUACAGAGAUCAGUAAACCAUAUAAACACAAAACAUUUAAAAUCAUUUAAACAAGUCAUGAAUAAAAGAGCAAAAACAGAGGGUCAACGUAUGACAGUUUUUUGAAGUAGAAGCAGAAGGUGUUUGGUUCUGACUCUGAAGACAAAAAGCAGACUGGCACUAGAUGACCUGAGCGGUCUGGAAGGUUCAUUCGCAACAGAAUAUCACUGACACUUUUAACUUGUUGUAGCCUAAGCUGAACCAUUGUUUGUUUGUUUUUUUGUUGACUUGGAUUUGGGAUUUUUGCCUCCAGAAAUGUAUUGACAGCACUUUAAAAAUCAAGGCCGGUGUCCUGUCAGAUUUAUCAUUAACAGCACAGAUCAUUUUAGCUCUGACAGCAGCAUUGACCGGCACUCUUCAUGCAGCACUCCUCUGCUCUGUUAUUAGCAGUCAGGCUACUGGAGGUCACUCCCAUUGUUCCACUUACCACACACACACACACACACACACACACACACACACACACACACACACACACACACACACACACACACACACACACACACACACACACACACACACACACACACACAGUUCUGCACUUAGCCUCUGGACUGAAACAGAGCAGUGAGAGAGAAAAUCAAGCAGAGCUGCUGCAUCAGUGGUUCUGGGCUGCUCACAAUAAGAGCUCAUUUCCUGCCUGAUUAUUUAUGAUCCUCUGAGAUAAUUCAGUCUAAGAUCAAUGAUGCUGUGCAACCUAUGAGCUGCAUAUUACACUGACAGUCCAUAAGUCUGUCAGUGGGGGAUAUCUGAUCAAAUUUAAGCUCUCUUGGCCUGAACUCAGGACUAAUGUGGUACUCAGUACCUGCAGUGGAUUUGAGUCUUUGUGGUAGGAUGCUCCACACUGCUGGUUAUUUAAUAAUGUGACUUAGAAGCUGAGUUUUACAGACGCCACACAAUGCUACCCUCUGCUGAAUGACAUGGUGAAAUGCAUUUUAGUGGGCAUAGCUGUUAUGAACAGGUUCUUGUUUGUUUGCUGUAGCUCACAUAGUUUCACAGUGAUGACUGUAAAAUAAUAAUAAUUGAAAAAAACUGUGCUGUUUAUUGAAGGAAUACUACAAUAUUUAAGUGUUUUUAUCUCAAUAAUUUUGUUGAGGAAAAUGCUUUGACCUUGAAACAUCCUUGUUUUUUUCUGAUGGUGCUUUAAAUAAUCUGACUGUCUUCUUUUCUUCCUCUCUUUGUCCUGCAGGUAUUUUAUUUUCAACGUUAGUGUUCGGCCCGGCCUGUGGCUUCAUCUUAGGUUCUGUUUGUACCAAAGUCUAUGUUGAUGCUGUCUUCAUGGACACCAGUGAGUUGGCCAUUUUCUUUGUAUUUCUUAAAGAAAUAUCCUUUAUAUCCUUGUAUGUUGUAUAGCUUGUUUACACACUGUUACUCUGUUAAUCUACGUAACAUCAUGUAACAACCCCAUUUCUUAUAAUAUUAGGAUGCUUUGUAAAUGUUGAUAAAAACAGAUUUUGUUGGUUUGAAAAUCAGAAAUCUAUAUCUAAACAAAGAUACUAAGAAGACAACAUAGUAGUCCUUGAAAUGAAGACAUCUUGUUUUGUGAAAAAUUUAUGCUCAUUAAAGUUGUUGUCAGCUGAGGGCAAAAAACACUUCAUGAGUUGUUUGAUAUGAACAAAAAAACCUGGAAAAGCUGCUCUUGACUUAUGGGGUUCAACUGCAGUAGGUUAGUAACAUGGCUUGCUAUAAAAAAGGUGCUGCGUAGAGGCGGCGUCUCUCAGUGUUAAAGACUGGAAGAGGUUAACAACUUCGUGAGAGACUGCAUUAGCUAAUAGUUCAUUUAGAGAAUCUCAUAAUAAAUAGACAAUACUGGAUGGCCAUGAUCUGUGGACCAUCGCAUGGCAUUGGACAUGACUCUGCAGUGGAAAUCACAGCAUGGGCUAAAAAUCCCCUCCCAAAAAACAUCAUCUGUGAAGACAGUGCACUGCUAAAGCCUCAAAGGCAGGUUUAAACUUUGUGGGAAAGGAAACCACAUCUCAUUGUGAUCCAAAAAUGCCAGCAACUUCUCCAGGCCGAGCCCAUUUCAGUAGACUCAGGUAAACGGUUGUUUAGAUGUUCUUUUUGGGAAUCACUGAUAAUGAGACCCUGGCUCUGAAGAGAAGAGGGACCACCUGGCUUAUUACCAGUGCACCGUUGAAAAACCAUCAUCCCUGAUUGUCACAUUUGGGAUGGAGUCAUUAAUGUGAGACAGUAAAUACAGAUUUUUGAGGAACAUGUGCUGCCAUUCAGAUAAAACCUAUCUUAGGAGAAACCUUCCACAUUCAAGCCAAACUCUAUUUUGUUUAUAUAACAACAGCAUAGCCCUGUAGUAGACAAAACCUGAAACUGACCUGAAUGCAGUCCAGACUUGCCACCCAUCGAAAACAUUUGGAGCAUCAUUUACAGAUGGGAUGAACUUGCCUCUGUGACUUGCAUCAUAUCUAAAACAACAGUUGUUUUCAGUAAUAUUAUCUUUUUAGCUUCAAUAUCUGAUGCAUUUUUAUCAUUUUUAUCGAACAGGCUUAAAAUAUUAUUUAUAAUCAAUCAAAUUGUGUCUUCAUCAACAUUUUACUUUUUGUGAUUCAAAUAUUCAACAGAAACACUGAAAAAGAAACUUGUGGGCAGAUGGUCUUUUUUCUGGAGUCUGUCUCUGGAGUCUAAUCGAUCUCUCUGGUGUACCUCCUCCACCUUCUGUCCAGGUAAGCUGGACAUCACCCCGGAUGACCCUCGCUGGAUCGGGGCUUGGUGGGGCGGCUUCCUCCUCUGCGGUGCCUUACUCUUUCUGUCGGCCCUCUUCAUGUUCGGGUUCCCUCAGGCCCUGGAUGAGCAGGACAUGGAUCGAGGAGGGGAGAGUGAACAGGCCAUGCUACCUUCUUCCUUAUCUAUGGAGUACCAGGGCUCCAAACCCAAUGGGGCUAUUUAUGGCUUUGACCUAAACAGUGGACUCUCUGUUUGUGAGCACCUGAGAGGUAAGGAGGAACGUAUAUUAAGAGAUUUCACUGUUCUGUCUUUUCUCUCUGCCUGUUCUGACACCUAUCUCCACCUUUCUAUCUUCGUUUUCUCCUCCGAUGACUCAGUAAUCCCGCGGGUAACCAGGCACCUUCUCUCCAACCCGGUGUUCAGCUGCAUCACACUAGCAGCAUGCAUGGAGAUCGCUGUGGUUGCUGGCUUUGCUGCUUUUCUGGGAAAAUACCUGGAGCAGCAGUUUAACCUCACCACCUCCUCAGCUAAUCAGCUACUAGGUAGGCAGGUCAUGAACUCAUCUUGACAAGAAAACCCUUUUGGCUCCCAAAUGUUUUCAGUUAUUUUGCCAUGAAGCCACCGAGGGAAGACGUAAAUGAGGGUCAUGACAAUUCAAGAACGUCAGCUGAUAGAACAGACAAUAGAAGAAAUUGUGUUUUCCUCCUCAGGUAUGACAGCGAUCCCUUGUGCCUGUCUGGGGAUCUUCCUUGGGGGUCUGCUGGUGAAGAAGCUGAACCUGUCAGCUCUGGGCGCCGUCCGUAUGGCCAUGCUGGUAAACCUGGUGUCCACUGCCUGCUACGUCUCCUUCCUCUUUCUGGGCUGUGACACUGGGCCUGUGGCGGGGGUGACGGUUGCCUACAGCAACGAGUAAGUGAUAAGUGACCUGAUCUGAAUAAGCAGUGUUUACAAGAGUUUCCACAAACGUGUUUUGUGGUUCUCUCUCUUGUUUCUCUAUUUUUUUCACAAAUGUCAAAUGAACUUUGUUUGUUACUUCAGAGAAAGUCAUUGUACAUGUAUAACUCUAACUGAAACAUUUAUUAAGGAAUUAAAGGUUUAGUGUGUAGAAAUACAAAUAUAAAGCAAUAUCUAGCAUUGAGAUUCUAGAUCGAAAUGCUUUCUAUUAACAAGUUUGAGUGAGUAAGUUUUGACCAUUCUGGGCCACUGUAGAAAUACGGCGGGCAGUGGUGCCUUCAGAUGGGGUCAAGUUCACUGUGAUAAGUUUUCAGAAAUGGCAGAGCCUACUGAAUCCAGUUUCACAGAAGUACAAUAUGUCAUUAUGUUACUGACAGGGUCUGUAGUUAGUGGAGCAAAGUUGGCUGGUCUUAGUGAGAGCACAGCUUGUACAAGGUAGUUUGAAUAACAAGAGGAGCUUUGGUGAGUCUUAAUAUAGAUCAUUAACUUGGUUGACUUGUUUUGUAGUGAACUUGUUUUGUUUUGUUGUAGACUCACCAUGUGGUGCUGGCUUACUGCUAUGAAAUGACAAAAGAAGAGAGAACAGAAGUGUCAGUCGCUGCUGGUACAUUCAGAUUAAACCAGCCAAUGUAGCCUUAACUGCAAACAUGUAUACAGCCAAGCUUUACUGCAGUAUUCACAUCUGUGCAUAGGCCUUUAAACAAGCCAAGAACUGACCAAACUGAAGGACAAAAUGAUAAAGCUGUGAGAGUUUAGUGCCAAUUAUUUGAGCUUCUCACCAAGACUGUGCAUUAACAGAACCAGCAAUGUUUUCUACUUUUGAUAUAGUGUUCUUGUUUCCUCAGAAAGCUGAUUUAAAGAUCAUUUUGUUCAUUCUGCUGAUUUACUGACCAUCUGUGGGAUGAAACUUUUGAGUGUUUUUAUAAAUGCAGAGGUGAUUUUUCUUUUUUAGUAAACCGGAAAAAACAAGACCCAAAAUCAAACUGACAAUGAAGAGUAGAUCAUGAGCAGGAUAACAAGGGAAAUUCAAAGUCAAGGAUUGUUUUUAGGCUUACAGCCUCUGAUUAGUGUCCCGGUUAAGACCCAUCUUUGUGCGCUACAACUGUACAGUAUGUGCAACAAACAACAAUAAAAAUCCUUUCAUUUGAAAGAAGGUGCUUUGUCUUCAGCUUUUCUUGUGCACAUGCAUUCUCCAACAUGACCUUUGACCUCCUCUGCAGGACAUUGCUGUCUUGGCAGCGGCCUGAGUCGGCGUGCAUCAAUAACUGUAACUGCUACACAGCAUCAGUGAGCCCUGUCUGUGGAUCCAACGGAGUCACCUACCUCUCAGCCUGCUUCGCUGGCUGCACCAAACCAGUGAGUGAAACGCUGGGCUUGGAUAUAUGUAGAUACUUCUUUAGAGCAGUGAAACCAUACUGACACUGUCUCUGAGGAGACAACACAGGUGAACACCCGACUGGAUUAAAAGCAGCAGACCAGUCUUCAAGCACUCUUUAUUUUCAGACUGUUUUUAUUUUUCUGCCCAUAAGUGGAAGAAAAUGGAUGUUUUUAGUUCAUCUUAUUUGGAGUUACAAGGAUUUAAGUUUUAGUCACUCCAAAUGAUCUCCCAAAUUUGUUAGCUUUGCACAGAAGAGCCAAAAAAAAAAAGUCAUUCUUAAAUCCUUUUGACAAGUUGCUUAAGUUUUACUUGAAUAAGACUGUUUGCACUUUGACCCUGACUGUAAACAGAGAUGUAGAACUCUGACUCUUAUUUUUCAGGGCUUGUUUGACAAAGACCUGAACCUCAGCAUUGACUGCAUUCAAAUUCCAAAGAUGGACAGUAGGACUUUAACAUAAUUACUGAUACUGACUAUCUAUUUAUGAAUGUAUUUACUAUUCUUUGGUGUAAGUCCAGAAUAAUGUUGUCAAUUUGCAGCAGCUUUUGUUCAGCUGCUGUUACCAUAAAAAAAUCUCAGCUUAUCUUUUUCUUUAUAUUUAGAUUAAAAACUAUUUCAACAGACUAAACAAAGCCACAGUUUCCUGACAAGUACAGUCUUGUUCGAAUUGCUUUUGAUGGAUAUAAUAUGAUGCCCGUGGUGAAAGCAAAACUAAUUUCAGUUUCUUGAUAUCAGAGAGAUGUCCUUAUUUAUUUAAGAAACAUGACAAGACUCUUUUGUGGUUGUGUCUGUUAGUACAGUUUUUGCACAUUAAAUGCAAUUCAGGACUUUCUUAUUGAUUCAGGUGUCUCGAAACAACAUACCUACUCUUCUUCGUCAGGUACAUGUGGCUCAUAUUUAGCCUUACAGUAUAUAUUUACUAGAAGUAAGAGAAAAACUCUUGCUUUGUUUUGAGUUUUUGCAGAGCUCUGGGAUGUGUGGAGAGGUGCCAUGAAUUGAGGGUUUUAUAAAAGAGCAGAGCAACAUGUUCUGCAUGUAAAAGAAACUCCAAGGAGACAACAAAACUUCAACAUUCAGACAUAUUUCCAGAGUCCAAACCCAGUCUAAAGUUGUUUGCACUGUUACUAUAAGCAAGCUGCUGGCUAACAGGAGCUGUCAAAGAGAGUUUGUUAGUUCAAAUUCUGAUGAAAAUGGAUGGGUCGCAGGUAAAUUGAGUUUGCUAGACAUCUGCAGUGAUCCUAAGGCAGCAGAAGGAUGAUUAUGUUUGCCCACUGAGAGACAAGGGGUAAGCAUUUACACACACAUUAAAAAAUUUAAAUCUCUGUUCAUGCUGAUGUAAAUGAAAUGUGUUUUAAAAGGUCAAACACAGUCAGUGAAGGUCAUACAGUAAUACAGAUCCUCUUUAUAAAUCCUCAGUCAAUAAGGACCCAACUGGGGUUUGGACUCAGAGAAAGGGAACCUAACUCAGACAGGACUUGGUUUCUCUGCUGGUGAUUCGGACUGAACUCAGACUUGAGCACUGGAGACUUAAUGUUUGACUCAGAAUGAUACAACUACAGCACUGCAACAGCUUCCUAGACACAGGGGAGCUCCAGCUAAAUAACAGGGGGGCAGAGCAUUUACAAAACAUGCACAGCAUACGGCAGCAGGGCUGAUCCAGAUCUGUGUCUUUAUGGUGAAAUGACAGCUUCUCAUCAUCUUGUCUCUGCAUCAGAACCUGACCAGCUGUACGUGCAUAUCCAGCACCACUGAAGAUGCUGUGGCUUUACCGGGGAAGUGUCCAAGUCCAGGCUGCCAGCAGGCCUUCCUUACCUUCCUCUGUGUGAUCUGUGUGUGCAGCAUGAUCGGAGCCAUGGCCCAGACUCCCUCUGUCAUCAUCCUCAUCAGGUGAGGAGACAGAGUGCAAGACCCAGACUGUCCACUAGAGAGAGCUGUUGGCAUGUUAAACUGGUCAAUAUACUGACAAACACACAUAGCUCGUUACUUACAGCAUUCAGGAAUACUGAAGGACAUCAAAAAGAAGGGUAUGAAAAAUGUUAUCAAUAAUUAGGCCUCUUUAUGCACAACAAAAACAAAACAGACCAUCAGCCACAUUAUGAGACCAUGACCUUUUUGACAAUAUUUCCAUAUCCAAAGAUAUACAAUAAUAAAAUAAAAAACAGCAAAACACACCCAAUUGAAAGCCUCAACAAAAAAAAAUUAAACAACCUAAAUGUUAAAUUAGAUUAGAUGGCUAGUUUUUAUACUAAUCACCUACACAUGAUUCCACUUUUAAAUUGACAGAAGUGAGAUAAGUUUGAAUUCAUGAUUUGUCCUCUGAGCUCAUACUACUGAAAGGACUUAGUGGAUUUCUCCUACCUUGCUCAUUGUUUAGCUCUUUAGUCAACUUAUUAUAAUACUAAUGGCUGUGUGGCUCUGUUCUUUGUGUCAUCCCCUCUCCUCUAACAUUUAUAUCUCUUUGAUUUCCUUGUGCAAUGAUUUCCUUUGGAAGAGCAAUACUUUUACUUUUGAUAACACAAGGAGUUUUAUUUUUCUUCCUGUAAUGUUUACAUUUACAAUUUCUAUCUGUGCAUUUAUAUUUCCUACCUGUCUUAAGUAUUCCUGCCUUUCUUCCACGUGGGUCUUACACAUCAGGUUCUCCCGUAAGAUGAAAUGUUUCUAUAUGUGCAAUACAGAUAAAUUAGCAUCUCCCUUUUAAAAUACACAACAUUCUACCUGUGCAAUACAAAUAAGUGUUUUCCACCUUAUAAUAUACAAUUUUUUAUUUGUAUACAAUACAAAUUUUAAAGUUCGUUUAAUGAAACUCACAGAAAUGACUUGAAUCUGACAAAAGUAAUAUUAGAUAAAAAUUCUAUGAAAAUUAACCAAUGAAAGUCAGACUUUGCUUUUCAACCAUGCUUCAACAGAAUUAUUUAAAAAAUAAACUUAUGAAACAGGCUUGGACAAAAAUGAUGGUACCCUUAACUUAAUAUUUUGUUGCACAAUCUUUUGAGGCAGUCACUGCAAUGAAACUAUUCCUGUAACUGUCAAUGAGGCUUUUGCACCUCUCAGCAGGUAUUUUGGCCUCCUCAUGAGCAAACGUCUCCACUAGUCUCAGGUUUGAGGGGUGCCUUUUCCAGACAGCAUGUUUCAGCUCUUUCCAAAGAUGCUCAAUAGGAUUUAGGUCAGGGCUCAUAAAAGGCCACUUUAGAAUAGUCCAAUGUUUUCCUCUUAGCCAUGCUUGGGUGUUUUUAGCUGUGUGUUUUGGGUCAUUGACCUGUUGCAAGACCCAUGACCUGCAACUGAGACCAACCUUUUGACACUGGCCUGCACAUUUAUCUCUCGAAUCCCUUGAUAGUCUUGAGAUUUCAUUGUUCCCUGCACAGAUUCAAGACACCCUGUGCCAGAUGCAGCAAAACAGCCCCAGAACAUAACAGAGUCUCCUCCAUGUUUCACAGUAGGGACAGUGUUCUUUUCUUGAUAUGCUUCAUUUUUCCGUCUGUGAACAAAGAGCUAAUGUGCCUUGGCAAAAAGUUCAAUUUUUGUCUCAUCCGUCCAUAGGACAUUCUUCCAGAAGCUUUGUGGCUUGUCAACAUGUAGUUUGGCAAAUUCCAGUCUGGCUUUUUUAUGAUUUGUUUUCAACAAUGGUUUCCUCUUUGGUCGUCUCCAGUUACGUCCACUUGGCUCAAACAACGAUGGAUGGCACGAUCUGACACUGAUGCUCCUUGAGCUUGAAGUUCACCUGUAAUCUCUUUAGAAGUUUUUCUGGGCUCUUUUGUUACCGUUCAUAUUAGCCGUCUCUUUGGUUUGUCAUCAAUUUUCCUCCUGUGGCCACGUCCAGGGAGGUUGGCUACAGUCCCAUGGAUCUUUAAUUUCUGAAUAAUAUGUGCAACUGUAGUCACAGGAACAUCAAGCUGCUUGGAGAUGGUCUUAUAGCCUUUACCUUAAACAUGCUGUUCUAUAACUCUCUUUCUAAUCUCCUGAGACAACUCUUUCCUUCGCUUUCUCUGGUCCUUGUUGAGUGUGGUACACAUCAUGUCACCAAACAGCACAGUGACUACCUGUAGCCUUAUAUACAGGCCCACUGACUAAUUAUAAGAUUGUAGACACCUGUGAUGCUCAUUAGUGGACACACCUUGAAUUAAUAUGUCCCUUUGGUCACAUUAUUUUCAGUCUUUUCUGGGGGUACCAUCAUUUUUGUCCAGACCCGUUUCUUGAGUUUAUUUUUUAAAAUAAUUCUGUUGAACCACAGUUCAAAAUCAAUGUCGGAUUUUCAUUAGUUCAUUUUCACAUAUUUUUUUUUAUUAUUAGUACUCUUGUCAGAUUCAAGUCAUUUCUGUUACCAUUGUGGGUUUGUCUUUCAUUAACCGAGGGGUACCAACAAUUUUGUCCACGUGUGUAUAUAUUUCUGCAUGUGUAGUUUACUUUUGUAAGUAAACUUGGUAAGUUAGGCACUGUUAAAUGUCAGAAGUGGAUUUCUAUUCUGACUCUCUUCUACUUUAAAUUUCUGUCCUUUCUGCUCAACCUCUCUUUAUUUUCCAGAACUGUGAGUCCAGAGCUCAAAUCGUACGCUCUUGGUGUUCUGUUUCUGCUCCUGAGGCUGAUAGGUAAGAAAUUGAACAGGUUUGUCUCUAUUUAUUUACUGUUUGUGUUUAAAUCCACCAAAAAACCCUCUUUGUAGUUUCUACUUUGUGUUUCAGUGUCCAUGGUUGGUCUCACUCGGCUGUGUUUGUCCUGUCCAUCUUGUUCAUGACAUGUCCACUGUGGCUCUGUACUUUGUAGCUCUUUGAUUUAAAUGUCAGGGCGAGUUUUCCCCUGGGUGAAAUGAACUUCAUCGGCCCGUCUGUGCAGAUAUAAAGGAUUCCUGAAAACAAACUGGAGUGCUUUUUGACCCUCUGACCUGCUGUCUGUCUACCCUCCACCCCAUCCCCUCAGGCUUCAUCCCCCCUCCCCUGAUCUUUGGCAUGGGCAUCGACUCCACCUGUCUGUUCUGGAGCACCGUCUGCGGAGAGAAGGGCGCCUGUAUGCUGUACGACAACGUGGCCUACAGGCACCUGUAUGUCAGCAUCGCCAUCGUCCUCAAGUCAUCUGCCUUCCUCCUGUACGCCACCACAUGGCAGUGUUUGAGGAAGAACUACAAGAAGUACAUCAAGAACAGUGAGGGGUACCUCACACCCACCGAACUCUUUGCCUCCAACGUGACCCUGGACAAUUUGGGCAAAGAGAUCACCCAGAAUCCAGCCAACAGGACAAAGUUCAUUUACAACCUGGAGGACCACGAGAUGUGCGACAACAUGGAGUCAGUUUUAUAGUGGACAGAGGAGUGGAGGCCAUUAAUGUGAGACUGAUGUUUCUCUGGUUUCAGUUCAGGAGAAUGUUCACGGUGAGGAUCUUAUUUUCUUCAAAUUUAAAACAUCAAACAAAUCAAAACAAAUUAUGCCUCUGUAUCAACAUUGCACUUUUUAUUUUCUACCAAAACACACAUGAUCUCCUCAAACUGUUUUUGUCAAACAGAAUCAUAAUCUAGCAUCAAAUUUGUCUUUGACAGCAGAAUAGAGACUGACAGCAAACACGAGAAAAGAAAUGAGAAGUGACAUGCAGCAAACAUCCCUGCAAAAUCUGAACCACACUCUGAAAGAACCAGAACAAUCUUUAGUUUCAAACUGCAGUGACACCAGGUUUACAUUCGUAAGAAGACUCAAGUUUUUUUUUUAAGAAAUACAAAAACUUGGGUCAUUUGUCAUCAUCAUUAGACAGUUAUUUUCCUACAGAAGGUAGCUCUUCUCAGGUCCAGAUAUUUGAUAGAAAGGUUCACUGUUCACAACAAGAUAAGGCAUAUUUAACUCAAGGCUGGAGCAGCAGUAGGUGUUUCUUCCUUCUGAUUUUCAAGUUAAACUUAACUUAGAUGAAAAAAGACAAAGAGAUGUAUUUACUAUGGUGGCUAAUGAGGCCCGACAUACAGUGCACAAAGGAAAACCAACUCAACCGAGAGUGGAAGAUUUUUAUAAGAUCUCCUUUUAAAAUAAAUCAUGAUGGCAGAGUCUACAUGUCAAAACGUUUCUCAUAAAUUAAAUUUGCAAUAGUAUUUGUGAGGGAUCAGAUUUUAUUUGUCAUUGUGUCACCAGGAGAAGAAGACAUAAGUCUCAAAGGUCCCAUGUAAUGAAAAACAGCAUUUUCCUCUUCCAUACAUAUAAACAUAUAAACUUCAUUCAUCCUUCAGCCCUGAGAAUAUGAAGUUAACGAGCCUCCACAUUGUUUCUCUAGCACUGGCCGGUAAAAUGUAUCCUCCAUGAGGCGACUUGAACUGACUCCUGGGAUGAUGUACUGUCAGGAGUUAAUUUGAUACGCUUGCUAGCAAAACCAGUCCUCGACUCCCUCCCUGACAGAUCUGGUUACAUCAGCUGAAUCGUGUGAAGAGGAAGAGAAUCAGGUUAGGUAGUUUUUGGACUUGGUUAGCAUCUGCUAACAACUUAGUUUUGGUUCCAGAUUAAGCCAAUUUAAGAGGUGUUUAAAGCAGGUCUUGAAUGAAUAACACCAGGGAGCUUGUCUCAAAACUGUUUGUGCAGCUAGAGUCAUUUUUUUAUCAUCAUCAGCAAAUUCUAUCACACAGACUUUUUAUGUGAUACCUGAAUCUUCCUGGAGGACUCACCAUUUUAUUUUUGUUGCAGUGCCUCCCUGCUCACUCCGAUCCCUGCAUGGAUAAUCAGGUUAGAAACUGAGAGGCUGAAUUAUUGUUGUUUUUUUGCAACCAAAUUAAAAGACAAAUAGCACAUGUUGUCAACCAUAGAUAUCAAUACUAGAUACUUCACAACCAAUAUAAGACAACGGCAGUGUAUACGCCAAGGCCGCCGCCAUCUUGGAGCAGUACCGAUGACUGCUGGUAAGUGUGGUGUUGAAUGUAAACAAAUGCUGUUGUCAGGUAAACCACAGGCUUCCAAAAUGUCAGCCCAUAGAAAACCAUUGACAAGCACCACUCCAAGAUGGCGGCGGUCUUGGCGCAUUCUGGGCAGGGUCGUGAGGCAUCUAGCUUUAUAUGAUAACAGUGUUGUCAACAGCAGAACUAUCAUUAUAUGGGACUUUUAAUUUUAGACUUUCUGUUGCAUAUAUAAUUCAGAUUGUUAAACAUUUAAAAAGUAGUUCUUCAUUAGCCUGGAUGGCCCAGCCAGGCUAGUUCUUCAUAGCCUUUGGGCCACAGGUGAAGGUAGAGCGUUGAGACUUGUGUGUUUCAUUUUAUCCCUUUACUUUGUCAUAGAGUAGAGUUUUGCUAUGAGUACUGAGAACUUGUGUAGACUAUUUUGUUGAUUUCUGAGCUGCAGAGCUUCUUUUUAUAUCAUAUUUAUACAAUUUUGUUGAUUUUCAGCGAUUUUUCUAUUUAAAUUUGGUGCAACUUAUAAGAAAUAGUUCUUCCUUAGUGAGGACCAAACCAAUGAGAUUACAAUUAUUCAUUGAUUAUAUUGAAAUAAUAACUCUCAAUUUAUUUGCUGCCAUUUAUCUGGGAACCUGCUUUGAUCUGCUGCAGAUCUCAGGCCAUGACAACCCCCCCCCAGUGCCCCACAGAUAGGAGGAUGGAGAGAAACAGAGAAAGGGUGGAGGAAAAGUUGCAAAUUGGAAGAACCAAUGAGGGAGGAGAGGGUUGGACUUGAGUUCAGGAGAAACGAGAAGCUUUGUUGCAGUUGGGUCCCGUUCAUGAUGCUUUAUAGCACCACUUGUUAAAAUAAACAAUGAGGCAGGACAAAGAAGUCAGGUGGCCCUCCUAUAACUUAUGAAAUAAAAACACAUGGACAGAUUCAGUGACAGAACCUCUAAUGACACAUAAGUCACAUGACUCUCUCUCUCUGACCGCUGAUGUGACCACCACUGAAUCUCUGCUAAAAACACAAAUGUUGAUGAAAAAUGGAGAAAAAACUGACGACGAUUUACUCUACUCUUGGGGACGCUCCCUGCAGCAGCAAUGCAUGGAAAACGUAGCAUCAUUAUAAAUAACCAGCAGGGAACCCUCUGAAUAAGACCCUCCAGGGGGGACGUUUGUAUGUAGUAAGGCCAAAGCAGGUGUGGGUUGUGGGGGAGGGGGCCACCACUUAUAGAAUCAGUUACAGCAGACUGAGUGUGAAGGCAUGUGAGAAAAACGCCAAGACGAGGCGGUGAGACGUGAUGAUGGUGGUGGGCUAGCUGUCAGCAGACACAGCAUAGCAUGACGCACAGUGUCCAGCCAGAAUUAGUACAUUUAAAAGCAUGCUGGCAAUGCAUGCAAUAAGAACAAAGAAAUAUUCAGGAUGUCACUGAGCUGCACAGACAGACUCUGUGCUUUAGUGGCCGUGGUAAUUGUUAAAUACAGAUUUAACUUAAAUUUACCACGAUGGAGAAGCUUUAUAAUGCAUACUGCAUUGUGAUGUCGACAAUUUUUAACAAACCGGGACUGAUUAAUGAUCACUCACACUGCAGUGGUUGUCUACACACAGUUUAUUUUAUUUUAUUUUAAAUAUUUAUUUUAAAAGAAUUCUGAGGGAUUCAUUUUUCUGACAUAUCAAGUUUAUAGAGAAAAUAUAUAGUUUUUCCUGCCUUACUUUGUAAGUAUUUCAUAUGUUUAGCAUCAAAAAAUUGGCCCAUUUUUUGGCCACUCACCAUGCUGAUAGAUUUUGUCUCUAAAACAUGUUAUUUCUUCCAACGUUUUCAAUGUGGGGAUGAUAGGACUAAGUUUAACAUGUCAGAAAACAAGCCUAUUAAUCCUCAUGUCCAGAGUUAAAGGAAUAGAUUGAUACCAGUGUCGUAUAUGUGGAGGAAGCAUCAGCUGUAGCGUUUUGCUGGUUAUCUUAGCUUGGCACAAAGACAGGUCAGUUUUAAAUCUAAAUGCCACUAUUCGGGGUUUUUACAAACUAAGCAUGCAGAUGCAGCUUAUCAGACCACCACACAAAAGACAGCAGAGGACUUAUUUGGAGUGUAAACCUGAAGCUGUCUCCCACUUCUUAGUUAUAGUUUCAGACCACACUGGUGUAUCAGUGCAGCAAAUAUUAGAAUAAUAAAUGUAGAAGCUCAUGAAAUACAUUUUACUGUAUCAUUUGAUUCCCAAAGCAUUGUAUUUGUGUUCAUAUGGACUUAAAAACUGUUUAAAAAUACAAAAUAAUGUUAAGUAAAAAGUAAUUAAAAAUGCAAAUAACAUCAAUUAACUACAGAAAAAUGAAUAAUUGAGAAAUUCAAGGAUUCAAGGAACUUUAUUUGUCCUACCCCACACCUUUGAUGUCUGUGGUACAAAAUUAGUACCCAGGUCAGUUUCCAAGCCAAGAAUAAAAUACAAUACAAUACAAUAAAUAAAAUACAAUACAAUAGAUAAAUGAACCUUGGAUGUUUUUUCUAGUUUAACCAGCUGUUUGUCUCAGCUUCCUAUUCACAUACAUGUUUAUGGUAUCAAAUCUGUUCCUCUUGGAAGAUUAGAGAUAUUUCCCACAAUGCUAGUUUGAGUUCCUGAACCCCUCAAACACCCUUAACAAGUCACAUGAUUUAGUCUUAUUUUAUGCUGCCACUAAUGUUUAUGGGCACUUUAUUUUGUGCAGAUGAAAGUUAAAUUGGACCUACUUUGAAUAUAAGAUGUGUUAAGUGAAGUUGAACUCAUAGUAUAAGAUUAAAACUAUCCAUUUGUGGUUAUUGAGCACCAUAAUUAAUACAGAUAACAAUAAAACCCUAAAUAGGGAAAAUGGGAAGUUGUAGAAUAUUUGAAUGGACCUGAAUUCAACAUGGAGCCAUGCCAAACCACACCAGACUUAAGUAUGGCUAGUUGGCUUGAUGUGAACUACUAGAGUUUGAAUACAGAUUUCUAGCAUUUUACUGAGACUUGAAUUUCUUAAAAAGAAUAAAAUGGGGCACUGAGUACAAAUGGACUGUUCCCAGCAGGAUAUUCAGGACAGCUGGACAUUAUUAUGCUGGGAUGUACAAACAACUCAAAACAAAGCUUGAAAAAAAGGAGGAGAGCAUUAACUAACAGUACCAGCUCGCCACCGUCUCCUCCUCGGCUUCUGCCAACAGGUGGCGCUGUCUUUGAUAACUGUACCGUCCAGUGUGUCAUAGUGCUGACUCCUCUGUAUAUAAUAGUGCCAUACAAGUGCCAAAGUGACACCAUAGAAGUGUUCUGUGACGUCCUGCAGAGAUCUCUGUCUCAGCACGCUGGGGCUCAGAGCAGAUCCUCCAGCUGUAUGUAGCCUUUCUGUGAUAUCCCUCAACUUACUUUCACCAUAUCAUACAAAAAUGUCCCGAAAACAUAUUGCCUAUAAAAUAUUGUACAUGGAUCUAGAAAACAGUAUUAUUUAGGAUGUAAUAACUGUUAAUAUGUAGGACUUUUCUACUAGUGACGGUAUUGUCUACUUUAGAAUAAACUCUCUUUCCAUCAGUGGCAGAGCUGAUAACUGUGUGUUGCUUUGGUCCAAAUAAAAACAACACUUUGCUUCAGAUAAGUGGCACCAAUGUUAAGCUACAGCCUGACAUUGCACAGUAGAAGAGGCUGACUGUAGACAAAAAGCAGCCAGACUUUACUGAUAGCAGUCCUGCACCUGUGCCUGGAUAUUAAGCUCUGAGACUUACUGACGUUGUGCCAUAUCAACCUGUGCACUGUAACACUCAACACUCGCAAAGAAGAAGAUGAUGAAGAACAAGAAGACAACAUAUUGUAGGUCUGUCCCAUGCUUGACCUUGCAUUCACCUGUGGCGACAGGACUGUUUUGCCUUGUGAUGAGAAAAACCUUUGAAGCAUAAUUUUUUUUUUUUUACAUCCUAUUUUUCUCAUUAUUCUCUUUUGAUGACCUUGCCUUGUGGUAACAGCAGGCUGAAUUUUAUAGCAGAUCUUUAGUGACAGAAGUCCAGACAUAUGAAGAGUUUACUCCCAAAAUACAUUCAAGGGCAAAAACAAAACAAAACAGAAAAACAAAAUAAAAAAAAAAAAACGGUCCUGAGCUUUGUCACACAACAGGCAUUUGAACAUCAAUGGGCAGUUUAUCUGUAAAUAAGUCCAUGAUUUCUUUUUGUUGCCGUUAGUUCUUUCUAGGCCUCUUUUCAAAACGAUGACUGUUAUUUUGGAAGCAAACUCUUCGUAUGCAGGUAGAUAAUCUCUGGUUUGGGCCUUCAGGCAGCAUGUUGCCUUUAAUUCAAGUGAAACCAUGUGCUAACCAUGUUAGUGAUGGUUUUAGAGUGAUGUGUUUGCUUCUAUUGUGGGUGGUAUUCACUGUUUUGAUUUCAUGGCUCUAUGCAGAAGGACCGUGGAACAGAAAAGGGCAUUGAAAUAAAAAAAUAUCACCUAUAUUUUCAAAGCAUCACUAAAGAUUUUUAGAAAUUGCUUCUUUGGAUUUAUUUUCUUUUUUCUUUAAAUUAUAUGACUUUAUAUUUAAAAGCUUUAUGUUCUGUAUAUUUCUUGGAAAAGAUUACAUGAUUGUAUGUUUAUUGUAAAUACAUUAAAUAUACUAUUUUUGUUUUUAACAUGAC